UUCAAGUAGAAGAAUUUGCUCAAAGACGAAAACUCCUACAACUCCUAACUUAACUGUCUACACACACUUCUUGUGGAUGAUUUUCGUCUCAGGAGAAAGUUUUAUCACUUGUAAUGAUCCACAGUAGGAAAUAAAAAUGCGAGAAGCAGUUUCAACCUCAGUCGAAGAAAAAAACACCUAGAAACUGAUAUCCUGUAACUGCAGACUCAGGCUUGACUCGUUCACCUGGAAGCUGCUGAGAGACCCGUGGGUGGUCCUCGAACCCCGCUUUGGAAACGACCCCACCUCAGCCUCCUCCUCAUGAAGCUUUGGAGUAGAAAAGUCAGCGCUCCUGUGAGCUCAGGUCGACUUGUUUUACUCCUGCAGAGGUGGAGUGUGGAAAUAUCUGCUCAAGAAAAGCAAAAACCGCAGCACAGGUGUGUCGGAUGAAAGAAAAGGUAAGCAGGAACAGAGAGAUGCAGAGGGAAUGUGUCACUGUUACACCUUACAUUCAUUCACUGAUGACCUGCUUAAAAUGAACAAUAGACUACAUUUUACAUGAAUGAGGAGUGUGAUUAAAGGUGCACCUAUGCUUUUCCUGACUGCUUGACGGGUUUUUAAGUGUGUACUUGUUUAAAGUUUCCCACAUUUGUUUCUCUGGACUUGUACCUUUCACAUGCUGUGACACUGCUAGGAAGCCAUUGGACAUUAUCCGGUGCAGCUCGGAUAAUAAGUUUUUGUGAUGGAGUGGCGUGAGCAGUCUGCUGUCAGCUGUGAUGAAGCCUACUUGGAGGCGCAGAAGUGGAUAGAGGUGAGUGAAAACAUUUUAUUUCAUUAUCUUUCGAAACAGUUUUGGCAGGGUUUUAGCUUUGGAAUCGUUGGAAAAAUGUUCAUUUAAAAAAAAAAAUCCCAUUUGAAAAGAGUGUUGUUUUAUUGUUUAGUCUCUACCCUCAUAGAUAAUGGGUGAUUUGGCUAUUCAAAGUUACCGAGCAAGACCAUCAUGAUUCUAAACAGGCUGCAAAACUGAGGUUUUUCUUUCCAAAACAUCUCUCUAUUCACUUUAACUUGUUUGUGUUACGCUUACCUUCCCUCAAACUUAGAAUAAAAAUCUGCACAAACAAAUGCAUGAUGAGAACUAUCACCCUUGAUUUCAAGUCUCAGGCUUCUCACAAGAUAAGAUCAGACUUGUUAUUUCAUUACAGCAGCUAUGCACUCCUCCAAGCAUUCAAGUGUUGUCAUUUAGGUACAGGUAAAUGAAUUUGAGCCCUGUCGUCAUAGUUUUCUCUCUGUUUCCUAUGAUAGAUCUUGCCCAGACCUGCUCUAAACCUUUAUAUGUUUCCCGGGGCUGUUACAGUACAUUAGUGAGCAUGUAAUGUGGAAAUCUGUCAGGCAGUUUGCUUUGGUGUCAUAAAAAUAUAAUGGGAAUUGAUCAAUCCAGAUAAAUAACUAACUGGGCUCAGUUUUUGUUUAUCUCUAUAAUAUGGUGAACUCUCUGCUAUGUGAUCUGAAAUGUUAAUGAUUAAUCAGAAACUUGCAAAUUUCUUGUGAAUGUGUAAUUUUAGGUAAAGAAGUGCUACUUGUAUGAUCAGCCGUGCAAAAAAAGCUUCCAACCUCUUGAAAAACUUUCCAUCAGUCCCUUUUCAUUGCCAUAACGUUACAUUAUGUUAAGUUUCCAUCCCAACCUCCAGAUUCUUAUUCUUUUUUCUUUUCUUUACAAGCAAGUGGAUUUAAUGUUUUCCCCUUUCUCAAAUUCUCUCCCCAGCAGGGAGGCGUAGAGUUGCGGCAUGGCUGUAACUAAACAAAUAUUGUUCUAAUUUCAUGAGGGGUGAAUCUGAAUGUUUGUGAUGUGACAUCAGUGUCUCUCACUCUCGCACACUGGCCCAUUGUGGUGGCUCUACCUCGUGGGCUACGAAGGGGGGAGGAAGAUUAGGGGGGAGUGAGGAGGAAUCUGAAUAGGUGAAGGUAUGGGCUGAUGGAUUAGUUUAUGAACUGUUUAGAUAUGAGAGGUCUGGCAUUAUGGGAGUAAAAAAAUAAUCAGAGAGUGAGUUCUGGCACAGGGGGGACAGUUUCCCUUCAAAGAGAACACUUUGUGAUUAUUGGAUUCUGCCCCUGAAUGAUUAACAAGCUGCUGGGCUUCACGGCACUUUAAACAGUCGCAUGUGUGCAUGGCGAGGUUGGUGGUAUUGUUAAAACGAAAUGGUCUGGAGCCUGUCACAUGGACGCAUUCCUGCAUUAGCUGCCAUGGCUGUGAACAUAGUUCCCCUCAGAGCUAGCCAGCUGUCAGCACAGGGCGCCGCGUCCUGCAACCACAGGCCCGACGUGAAUAAUAGAGGUCCUUGUUAAUUGAACAGAAAGGCUGUAAGUGUGACUGUUAUGACCGUCAAGAACAAGUGGCAGUGUUGAUGCUAACCAGAGGUCAGGGGAGCGUGCAUAUAGCCGCCUGUCAACACAAACACAGCCGGUUAUGAAUAAUUAGUAUGCUUUUUUGUCACAUUUCGCCUCUUUCAAAGCAAAUGUAGGUAAUUAUAAUGGUAAACAACGAGCAUGGAUACCAAUGCCAGGAGCAUCAUGCCAGUUUUUCUGGUCUACAGCUCGUUCAAAAAGCCUCCAAUGAGGAAGGUGUUCCUCAGAAUGCUCGGAAUACCUUUUGAAACAGGUUUUAGGUAGAGUUUCACUACAGCCAUCGACCUAGUUUGAGGUCAUGUAUUGACAAUCACUUUAAUCCUUAACCUCUAUCAGAUUUCAGCUCUAGGUUUGAUCUCAUUCCCAAGCAUUUUUGUGUUCGGCUUGUUGAAACAGUCUGGAUUUAAGCAACGAAUCAAAGGCAACAUAUUCCCCUAGAGAAAAUAAAUUCUGAAAUUCACACAGUAAUGUCUCUGAAUGCCAAAAAUGAUUUAUAAGAUUUAUAAUUUCGAUGAUAUUUCUUUAUAAUGCCUUUCACUACUGUGUGGGGUAAGUGUCAGGCAAAGCUUUUUACGCAGAACUAAGGGUAAAAAAAAUGCUCCCCUCUUUUUUUCCUCAACUAUUCUUCAUGAUGAGUGACUGUUUGGAAAGCAAGAUGACUUUCAAGCGAAUAUUACAGAGCAAGCUCUGCAAAGGAUCGAAGAGGUGUCACUUUGUCCACAGGGGGCGCCAAAAUCAACACAAUCAGAAAGUUUGUCUCUGCUUUUUUUUUUUUCGUACUGGCACAUUUCUGAGAAUAUAUGGUCAUAAAUGUUGCCUCAGCAUAUGAAAUAGUUGUGGAAAUGCAUUGUCAAGAAUAGGUACAAACCUUGUUCGGGUUUCAUCUUAAAUGUAAGGGGAGACAUUCAACAAGGAAUAAACAAAGUAAGGAGUUCAAAUAUCCUUUUUUUUACCUCUUUUAUGUUAGGGACAGAUGUUGCCAUCAAUUUUAAGAAUACCCUCUAUAAAUCCAAACAUUCUUUAAAAUGUUGUAGUCAUUACAGAUCAUGUUAGUAUGUACACAAUACACAACAACAUGAAAAACUAUGGACUUAGAGUGCACAGUAUAAUCAACAAAAAACAAAGCUUUGCGCUAAAUAAACAAAUCAUCAUAAGAAGUCAAACCACUUUUUGUCUAAAUUUGAGCAAAAUUACUGUGAGGGAGGGUAGGAUGUGUUGCUAGGUGGUCCUUUUUAUAAAAGAUGCCUAUUUACAGCAGCAGAAUAAAAGAGAAAGAUCCACAAGUCCUGUUGUUAAGACAAACUAACUUCUACUCAGCAUCAGUUAGUUGAUUUGCUGCCUGAAACCUGGAGGUUGAUUAUUUUAAAACGUCUGAAUAAAGACUUAAGCUUGGCUUGAUAUCAGUGUUAUAGACCAUGUUUUUGUAUCCUCCCCCCUUCAUUAACCCCAACCCAUUUAAAACUGGAUCAGUGUUGUUUGUUUUUCCCGUAUAUUUGUUCUAUAACUUGUUGGUCCUGCUGCCCUCGACCCUCAUGAAUGUCUUUCCGUGACCCCCGUUGCUCUGUAUCUGCGUUGUUGUUCAUACCAGGAUCUGACUGACUGGACCGAUCAUUAGUCACCUCACUGUAGCUCCAUUCUGUUUCUUUGACUGUCUUGAUUGAGAGCAAUUAGAAAGUAGGACACAUGCAUUCAGAUGAACUCACGUGAAGCAAAAACCUUGCACAAGAAGCCAUUCACCCGCUGAUACAUGUUGUUUUACCCUCAAACUUGGAUUGUGUUACCCCCGAUGGUAAAUUUUUCUUGUGCUGGAAAUAUUUGUAUAGUGUCCCAGCUGACCUCUGAUGACCCCUGUCCUGCGCAGAAGAAACAAAGAAUUUUGGGAACAAUUAGUGGUGGGGGGCUGCACCCGCACAAACCUUGAAUACUGAUUUGCCUCAGUGCCCUGCAUGAAUAAACAAUAGCUGUGGUUGCGAACCCACAGACUCCUUGAUUCUACCAAGACACCAUUCUUGAUUCACUGCAAUGAUAACAAUUAAUUUCACAUAUGUUUAGAAGCACUUCAGCUCUGUAGAUCCCUGUAUAAUUUUUGAGAAGUUGCUGCGGCUCACUUCAAACCCUCAUUGAAAUGAGCAAACAAGCAGCUCUAUCUAAAAAAUAAUGUAGAAAUGAAAUAUAACAAGUUAUUUUCAUAUCACAUAUCACAACUUUUUGUGUCAUCUUAUUGCAAAAAAAGAGUUUUUACCCAAGAGUUUGAGUAACACACUUAAAAAGGUGUAGUCAUGCCACAUCCUAUCAGUUUCAGUUUGUUUAAAAGUUUUAGUGUUUGACUUAACCCCCUAGUGUAGAAAAAUGGGUUUAUUAUGGGAGUGGAAGAACACGCAGUUCCUCCAGUGUCCACUGGAGGCCAGCUGUAAAGGCCCAUAAUGGUGUGCUUAAUUUUAUAGUAAAUUAAACAUGUCUACAGUCUGUUUUGGGCUCUAUAGCUCAUUUAUUUAUGCUCAAAUGUUCUACUAGAUUCAUUUGACCCCCCUCAGCUCCAUCUCUUUGCUGAUUUUAAGAUGAGCUGAAAGCAUCUACCUGUCUAAAUGGAGUUAACUUUAAGUCAUUAUGUACUGCUAUAAAAGGAUCCAAGCACUUCUUCACUUAACUUAAAGAGCUUUGGCUUAAUUUUGGUGAUAAAACUUACUAAAUUAAAUGCCAGAUUUCACUCACAGUUAAGUACUUUUACACUGUGUCAUAAAAAAUGUAAAAAGGUUUUACAUUUUAUCCAACAAAUCACACAGUCUUUUCUAGCUCAUAUGACUUCCUUUACAGUGUGAAGACCUGAGCUUGUAUUUUAUUAUGAAUCAUUAUUAUGAUUCAGAACAAUAUCUUUUUUACCACACAGUUGUUACAGCCCAUCUCCUUUAGUGUACAUUUUGUCAUAUAUGGAAGUACACACCUGCCUCCUCCUUCUCCUCUCCCUGCUCUCCUCUUUCAACAUGUGGCUUCCUGAUAGUUUGCACCACUGUAUCACAACAUAUUGAAGAAACGGCUGUCAACCAUUCAUCUUAAUUUGAGUGGCAACUUCCUGAUACUCCCAAAGUUUCAUUCACAUUGACUCAGGCUGCUUAUGAUGAAGUACAGUAGGAGCUGUUUGAGGGGAGGGGUGGCACCCGCGCUCUGUUGUUUUGGAAGAGAGGAAAGGUGUGCUUGAUUUUACAUACAGGACAUCACAAGGGUGGGACACUCAGCAGUUGGCUCAAAAUCAUUCAGUCUUGAUAAUCUCAUUUUUAUGGUCGUGGGAAGCCAUAAUUGCAAUUGACAUUUAAAUCUGAUUAAGAUGUAAUAUCAGUGUCUGUAAAAAAAAAUAAGUUUAAUGGGCUUAGAUGCCAUGCCAUCAAAAUCUAUUUAGACUUUAUUACAUAAUCCAGGUUGUUAGUUUAAGCCUGUGCAUUAAUACUUUGACUCUUUACUGACUCAUAACAAAAAAUAGUACUUGAAUCUGGAAAAAAAUAAUGUUCCUGGUCAUUUAGGUUUACAAAGUAAGAACAUUUACAUCAUUAUGUACAUGCUCAGGUCUUUCACAAUAACCUCAAGUAUCUACAGUACAACCACCUGACUUUAUUUUGUGAUUUUUAUACACUGAGUAGGACUUUAAAAACUGAACUCUAUAAUGGAAUAAAAACCAGGGUAUCCAGGUGCCAUGAGUUGAAAAGAUUUAUAUCCUGUAAUGAGCCACAUUUCAAUCUUUUAUUGCAGUGGGUUGUCAUGAGACUCAGUUCUUCCACACGUUCAGCAGCACAUUCUUGAGGGGAGCGAGGGUGGGUUUUGCAGGAAGGCAAGCUGUUUUUGAAAAUCCCUGCCCCUGCCUUAAAUCUCCCUGUUAAAUCGGAGUAGCAGUAUGUUGCUGCAGAUUAGACUUGUUAUCCCUCAUGGCAGGUUCAACAGGAGAGACAGAGGGGAGGGGGCGCACAGCAGGCUGGAUCUGAGGGGAGUUAAUACCUCUAAUGAUGACGAUAGUGAGGAGAAAAGUAUUUUGUUACAGCCAGAUUAGUGCCAGGGAGGGUCCACAUUACACACACGGACAGGGAGAUAAUAUCUUGAUUACUCCAUUCAGUCUGCUCGGGUGAUGUCAUGUGUUAUCUUUUAGAGGAGAAACUUCAAAGUAAAAACCAACGAAGGCUGAAAGAAGUGAUCAAAAUGAUUGUGCUGCUUCCACCUCUAUUAUGUGCAAGCGUGCAUAUGCAUGUUCCUCCUGCCCCCACAUACACAGAACAGUAGGGGUCAGGAUUUCAUAUGCCAACUGCUGCAGCACUCGACUGAUUCUACACUCUGCUGUACAGACAGUUUACUCUGUGUGUUUGGUUGUUUGUCUGUAGCCUCAUAUUUCUUUGUUUCUUUUAUAUUUUUAAGUCCCAUGUUUUUAUCUGUGAAACCUACAAGGGUCAAAUUCUCCAUGCGUUUGAAGACAGAACUCUUUCCUAACUCUAUUUGAUCAUAUUUUGCAAACUUAAAUCUCCUAUUCGAUCUAUUCCAACAUUGUGUAAUCUCUAGGAAUGAUGGGUAUUUGAGGACACAGCCUUCUCAAGUUUCCCAGGGUGUGUCCUGAGGUGUAACACGGCCUUGUUUGAAAGUAAUAAUAGUGUCCCCUACUCAAUCUGUCAUUCCACCCAAUUACUCUGUAUCUAGCAUUUCUCGCACUACUCAAAAUGACAGCCUAUAGUUAGCGAUGAAGAGGUAAUUGUCCCGAACUUCCCUGGAAAUGAAAGGGGACAAAAGCUUUGAAACACAGUACAUCUGAUCAAUUUGUUGGUAAGACCAGUUAGGCCUGUUCUGCCAUAUGCACACACCAGUUAGAGAGCAAUUUGUUUACUAUCAGCCUUACUGUAUACUCACAGUGUAGCAUGUGUUCUCAUCCAUUAUGUUUGCCUACUGAGUUAAUAGAUUUCCUGGCAGACUAGCUCAAACACAUACAGAGGGUUAUAUGAGGUAAGUGAAGCUUCACACAACAGCUUUGACUUGAUAACUGAAUAAUAACUUGCCAGGUGUUUUUUUUACAUGCCUCAUCAAAAAUAGGCUGAAAGUUAAAUAUUAAGAUUGUAGUUACCCACUGAGCAUUUUUUGAUCUAAAAUAGGUGUAAUAAACAUCUAAAUGUAGCCUAGACGAGGGUCUAAAAUCAGGCUACCACAGGUCUAAAAAUGAGAAUUUUUUAGAAGUCUAAAUUUAGACCAAGUCUAAAUCUGGGCUAUAUCUAUACUACACUGUAUAUUGCUCAAUGGCUAUCAUAAUUAUUUUGGUUAAGUACUUGGAGAUCAGUUAUGCAACUCACAGUGACUUUUUGAAAUAAAUAGUCAUCGAAUAAUGGGUUAAAGUGCAACGUCUAAACUCAGUCUAAAAAUAUACAGAAUCUAGAUGGUUGAAAACUAGAUGCCUAAUAGCCGUCCAUUGCUCAGUGGGUAUAAACAAGAAGUGUUGCAGAUACCACACCAGAAAAGAUAAAACAAUAGUGUAAAAACCAGUAGAGGCUCCUGAAGUGCAACUAUCAACAAAGAAGUAAGAAUAAGAAGAACUUUAGUGACUUAAAUUAACUUUAUUCUAGUGUUAAAAUCUGCUCAAAAUACGAUAUAAAUAAGAGGUUUAUUAGAAACUGUUCAUUUGUUUUUUAAUGUAAGUAUUUAUGUUGUAUGCUCAUCCCCCAAUAGGUCAAGAAGUUGAUUGUGAAAGCAUAGAAAAACAACUAAAACAGAACAGGAAGCUGUGUUGAGGAGUGGCCUCCAGCGUAAAUGUGAUGUCCCAUGACAAAUAGGCUAAACACAUAAAGCAUGCAUAAAGACUUAAAGUGGUAGAUACACCACAGAUGAGUGCUGUGUUUGAAUUUAAGGUUUGUUUCUGUGUGUGUACUAUACAUCGCUGUGUGUUUUAAGUGAAUGAGGCUGCAUGUCUGUCAUGCAUGCAAUGUGUGUGUGUGUACAUUUCCCUGCAUAAAGACUCUUGGUGUCCCUGCAGUGGUGGUUUGAGAUCAUGGGAAAGGCAUGAAGCUGUAACACAGCGCUGUGUUCCUCCAGAUGCUGCCAUAGCUGCCUCUGCUGCUCCAAGACAGAUUUAGCACAGCUUUCACGUUUCCCAGCAACUUUUAGCGUUAAAGUGAGAAAAACUCGAGCCGCUGGAGAACUUCUGAGAAAUACCUGAAGAACUCAACUCUGUCCUGGAGACACUGUAGGAACUCAGGAGGAAAUACCUCUGACUUCCUCUGCUACUGUUCUCAACAUCCUACCUUUCUUCUCCAGCCUCCCCACCCUAGCGCACAAACACAAACCCCCGCCUCCCCUCCUUUACCAACCCCUCUCAGUAUUUUUCUCACUGUUCUGUAUCCUUUUUUUUUUUUUUCCAGGCUGUAACCAAGAAAAAAUUUGGGAGCAACGACUUCCGAUCAGCGCUGGAGAAUGGCGUUCUGUUGUGUGAGUAAGUACGCUGCUUUUUUCCCAGGCACCUCUCUCUUAAGCCACUCAUUCAUAUGGAAUCCCACUGCUCUGCCCCAGGUCUACGUAAGUGUCGCUGAUGUUUCCCAGACGGACCCCCUGCUGGGCCACUGUUUGUUUGUGAGCAAUAUAAAGUGAGCCACUGUUUUCUAGACAGCACAAUAGAGGCUGUUAAUAGUAGUUUUUUAAAGUUCUUUGCGUCUGAUCUGCCCUCUGUUGUUUUGUUUAAGAAAAUGAAGUGUGAUCUAUUUUUAAGAGGAGUUGUUUUGCAUGUGGGGCAGAUGUUAGAGAUCUGUGGACGGGGCAGAGUGCCAUCCUUACUCUAAUUUGAGCUGUGCAGUGAAUGGAAAGCUUCUUGCUGAAACCACAUGGAGGAGCGAGGGCAGCGUGCUUUUUCAUUAACUCAGCUGCAUCAAGAGUUCUGAUGAGCAAAUUUAUCUACAUGGAAAUGUUUUCAUUCAACGCCUGCUCUUCUAAGAGUUGCGGGUUGUUUUCGUGUGUGAGAGGGUUUGCAUCAUGUCUCUUUCUGCAUGUGUUUGCGGGCUACGCUGGUGGAUGGGACACGGUGAUGUGAUUUGCACGAAUCAGCAGGAAGCCGUAAUUACAAGCAGUCCAUGCAGAAUCCUCCAAACCUCUGUUGGCUUCGAUUCAGAGAAGACGCACUCCUUUCUGCUGAUCCGAGCCUGACUCCACUGUUUGCUCACUUGAAGAGAACAUCAGAGACACUUUCAUUCAGGGAGCUGUCUGUGUUUUCUCAGCAUGAGGAAGAGGAAGACAGAGAUUAAAUCGCUUUCACCUAAAAACUCAGCCUCCUGUCCCAUUGUGUUGUGGUUAUCUUAACAGCUUGGGGAGGUUUGUUUAGUGCAGGUCGUGCACAUGAUUAUAUCCUACUUGGCUUCCAGUGUGUUUGUUAUCUGAUGAAAUCAUCACAGCUCUCUAUUGUUUCACGGCUAAAUGACUUACUAAGACCGAAAUACCUUUUGCAUUCCUUCUUAACAUCUAUUGUCUUAACUCUCCUCAUCACACACAUCCACCUAAUCCAUCAGCUCAGAGUAAAAACAGCACAAAUAAGCACUUAACUUAUCAUAUGUUUCAGUCUUUUGUGAAGAUUGAAGAUUACCUCCUUUACAAACAGUAAACCUGUUUGCAGAUUUGUACAGAUUGGGAUCUUACUUGAAAAACGGUGUCACCCAACAGCAUUUUGAAAAUGCCAACCCAAGACAUUAUGUAAUGUUGUUUACUUGUUAGUAAAAACAAUUCAGUAAUACACAGUAUUGAUUAUGUAACACCUCAAAUGAGCCAUUUUAUAACAACAAUACUAAACUUCUAUUCAAGAGCUUUGAUGAAACUUUUGUUAAAAGGAAUUUCAGACUUCUGCUGGUGUUAGAGUAUUUUCACACACUGUCAUUAUUAAAAAGAAAAAUAUCUGAGCCCUUCCAUUGCUUGCAAUUUUAUCAGAAUUUUCAAGCCUCUGUCUUAGGCUUGUAUUUAAUGAUCAAACCGAUGAAGUCACUAAAUAAUUAUUCUCUCUUCUUUGCCUCUCUGUCUCAUCGUGCUCACUCUGUUCCUCUGCUGUACUAACACACACACCUUCUCCCCGCUCUGGCAGUGCUAUUCAUUUCCCCUCACUUUACCUGUGGCUGCAUUAAAGUUUGUACCAAUGUUGCACAAUAUGCUUGAAAAUACAGCAGCCCUCACUUUACAUACUCUGAGCUGCCGGUCCCUUGGUGCGUUGGCACACAGGGAGAUGCCCAGUCAUUGCCACGACUUCCUUUUCUCCUCACUCUCAAUACAAAAAUAAAAAUAAAGGCAGAACAUGAUCUGUUAAGGAACCGUGCAACACAGUCAGAGUUAGUAAAUGUUGAAUCUUGAUUAUCAUUAGAAACCAAAACUGAUAUUCAUCAAUGGGUCUUCACAUCCAGCAUCUGCGUUUGGUUAAGAUGUCCCAUAAUGACCAUUUCCAAGUAGCAAAGUGAUUUGCUAUGUGAUGUUUUUGCGUAUUUAGUAGUUUAAUGUUGUUUUUAGAUUGAUUAUCUAAUAAUUAUUGAUCCAUUUGUUUGUCUUGUCUUGCCAAAUAGUUACUAUUACUUUUACCAUCGCCUCUGCACUACACUCUCUGUGACUUUUCGGUAUAUUUCAGUGUGCUGCUUUCAGGCUGCUUCAGCUUCUGUUUCAGUGUGGUUAAAGUAUAUUGUCUGCACUUGAACUGUGGUAUUUUUGUUAUUCUAUUUUUAUGUAAUUUAAGUCCUGUGCUUCGUUGUCUGCUGCAGACCCUUUUGACUUAGGAGGAAUAAGUAUGUUAAUUUUAACCUAGAGCUGCAGAUCAACCAGGAAACAGGGGAUGUGGAGUAUUUAUGCGCUUUAAUGCACUCAGUAUUGGUAUCAAUGUACCAUAGAUAGAUAUUUUUUAUAUUUUUUCAUUUUUAAAAAAUUUCACCUCACAAAUCCAUUUUCCAUCCAUCCCACUGCAGUUUUCCUGAGUUUACCACUGCAGUGAUUUCAGGUCUGUCUGGGGUAAAUCCUGUAUAAGAGGGCAUGUUUAAGGAGCAAAGGACCUGGUGUGUUUACAUCAGGGUGCAGCACCGGCCAUUUACUAAACUGGAGCCAGGUGGCCACCAUUAAACAAAGUCGUAAACACACAACACCCAGACUUUAGCAACACUUUUUUGUUCAUUCCUUGCUAGUUAGAACAGUGGAGCCAAUGACCUGGUGCUUUCACUUAUCCCCUUUUCUUCUGUCUGAUGUUUUGUCUCUCUCUCUCUGUCUUUUGUCCUCAGUCUGAUCAACAAGAUCAAACCUGGUGUUAUCAGGAAAAUUAACCGGCUGCCCACACCUAUUGCUGGACUGGUAAGUCUUCCUCUUUUUUAAAGAUUUCUAUUUUCAUGACGCUUCACAGACACGUGUUACAUUUCAUCCUAGCCAACUUCACACGGCCUCCCCCCUUGUUAUUUCUGCUUCAUGUUCGCGCUAAAGUAAAAUCUGUUUAAUGUGUGAAGCGCAGCAGCACUGGAGUUGACUGGUGACGGAUCUCAGGCUCAGCUGCCAAUGAGAGCGAGGUGUUUGCCUCAGUGGUCUGUCGCUCCUCAUAUCCAUCCACGCUAAUAAGUUCAGUAAACGUGGAGCUGCUUGAAAGGCCAACAGCCGCAUUUGAGUGCGCCCUAACUAUGAUGUCUGCUAUGCUCGAGGCUGCAGUCAAUCAAAGUCAUCUAGACAAAAAGUCCUUGUGCAGCUCUGAUAAUGGAGUUUUUGACUGAGUGACAGGAGUUCAGAAGGCGGCAGACUUUUCUUAUAUAAUAACCAGUUAUUGAAUCAGUGUGUCAGUCUUUUAUCAGCAUUUUAGGCCUUUGAAUGUCUUCAAAUUUUCACCGGUUGUGGCUCAGUUGAGAUAAAUGUUUUGGGAGUGCCUGCAUACAAGUGGCUCAUGAAGUAAAGGGUUGAAAUCCCUACCUUAAACCCAUCCCUCACAAAGCCUGCUCUUGUGGGAGUAAUUGAGUCCAGCUGUCUGGAGGAAUUAUAGAGAACCCCAACCCUCCACCAGGCAGUCUGAGUGCGUCAGUGGGCUCAGAAACACUGUUUGGCAGGACAAUGACAAGUCAGGGGUAGGAAAAGCAGACUGGCCUUAGGGCUGGAUGUAGACGGAGAACAUUUGCAAUACCACACAGUGUACCAUCAUGUGUUUGUUAUGACAUAAAUAAAACACUCUUCCAUUUUGUUUUGGGCUGUUGGUGAUAAAACUGCAGGAGCACCUGCUGAGGUUAUGACGUAAACGCUCUACUCUAUCAUCCAGUAGUGCCUGUGUGGUAUUUCCAAGACUUGGACAAAAACCUAAAAACUACCUGAUCAUAAAUCCUCUCACAAAUGUGAAGACUCCUGGUUGGCUUACAGCAAUCAGUUACUGCCAACCACAUGGAGAAAAAUGAAGUUUUCCAAAGAUUAGUCACGUACACACUGCAGAGGGUGGAUUGUCUCGAUUACCCCAUCAGCCCCCAGUUUUAUAGCCACACAUCUAACUCUUUAUUUAGCAUUUAAUGUUUAUAUCGAGGGUCCUGUAAGGUUGAGUCCUCAAGUAUCUUGACAUCAGUAUUCAUUGUCCUCAUCAGUACUUCUGUUUUCCUGACUUUUUUCCAACAGGCUUAUUGAUUUGGCUUAAACGCCUCUAUGGAAUUGGUGAAUAUUUUUCUUUUUCAACAUUGACAGCUAUGUUAAACCCCCAGACCUAUUGUAAACAAAAAAAUUCAGAUGUUGACUCACAAGAAGGGUUUGUCUUGUUGUACUAUAGUGUUGUACUGGCAUGAUCCUCUCCUAGACCAGUGUAAAUGGUGCUUUCUUUGUUUGUCAUGUGAAAUCCCUUUGUAAACACUCUUCAUUAAUGCUUCAAUUUUUCCACCAUUACACUCAUAACUGUUGUUUUAAUUUUACUGUGUGAAGAACUUCAGCUCUCAAAUCAUUACCAGGCUUCAUCUCAGGAAAAGCAGAAAGCCCAGUGAGGAAUGAGAGGGAACGAACGGAAAUCUCUCUGGUUUUGUGGAAUAUUUAGCAACAUUGGCUCCAGACUGGGACUAUUCUUUGGCUUCACUUUUUGUUCAAGGGAAUGUUUCCCAUGUCAGCACACUUCCAUGCCUGUUUUCAAGCAACGAGAGAGUUGUGGGUUUGGGUCAUGGUACCCUUGGUUUGAGCCUGGUUCUGCUUUUACCAGUACUUGGCAAUAGGAGGACAGUUUUGCAUAAGGGCAGCCAGCUAUAUGAGCCUACUUGGCUGAAUCCAGAGGGGCAGAGUUAAAGAUGACUCCACUGGCCUCUGCCCACCAUAAAUACACUGUAAUUGACAUGGAGUUGGAUGUUCUGCAUACACCAACUCCUUGGUGGGUUGAAGCAGCAAUGGGAAGAGAUAAACAGACAGUUUCAGUGGCCCUUAGGGUGUCUUUACUUCUCUCGAUGUCUGUGUAAUCAUCUGUGUAAAGACAGGCAUCUGACCAUGUUUUGUUACUGUGUUUGCGUUGUAUGGGUGCAUGUUAUGACUGGAUCUGACUGCAAGAACAGGAGGCCUUUUAUUGGGUCUGUUUCAAGUAUUUCAUCUCUUUUGAGUUUGUUGUUGUAAAAACGUGUAGCCUGAUAUUUUAACUGUAGCUCUGCUUGGUGUAGGAAGCACUGCCAGGGGUCAUUUAAGGGUAAUUGCAGAGUGUGCCCAUCUACGGCGAAGAACGCAGCAGAAGAGUGACCACAUUGUGACCAAAUGGGACUGAGAUCCCUUUAGACCAAAUCAGAUACACUGAGAGUAAAAUCUUUCAGUUUCUUGGUGUGAAGCACUUAAAUCAAGGAGCUCCACUCAGCAUGAGAGGAUUAGAGGCUGCAUGAUGGGUACAGCAUAUUUAGCAGGAUUAUGUGCAAGCCCAAGUCAUCAUAACAUUCCUUUGACAUCAUUAUCUCUGCAUGCUCUGGGACUUACUGUUGGGGGGAGCUUUUAAUGUGUUCAUAGGGGCUCUUUUAAGCUAAAUGACAUUUAUACUACAGUGAUAUUAAGUCUGUCAUGUAGAUCUGAGGUUAGGGGGCUUCACAGGGGGAAGACAUUAUCCUGAAAAUGUUUGAGAAUCUUAUUCACACUGCGGCAAAAAGGGCUUGUGUCCACUGACAGCAUUUUUAUUGCACUGCUGACACAACUUCAGUGUCAGAACACUCAAGCAGAAAACAUACAAGAUCCUUAUUGAACACAUUCCGUAUUCGCUUUGUAGAGCAGCAUUAAGUAUCGCAUACAGGAUGCAUAUUUGGAGUGUAGCAGCAGCGUAGUGCAGCCCCGGUCAGCUGGGCUCAGUAUAGAGGAAACAACACGCUCACAACAGGUUGUUUUGCCUUUCUGUGCUCUAUUUUUUUGCUAAUUUUGAUAUCAUUCAGUACCAUAUGUGAAAAAGCAACGUGAUUUUACAGUUUUGGUUUUUACAGGUUUACUCGUGUUUGAUAAAGUAAACUAUGUUCCUUUAUGCUGUGCUGUUACCGUCAGACAGAGUUAGCAGCUAAAAGUCCUGUUGGCAUCCACAUGGAUCAGGGAUUGACCAUCGGAAUUUUCUGUGUGACUGAUAAAUCCAUAACCUGGAAGUAUUUCUCAUCUACAUGAACUGAUAGUCGGGAGUUCGCAUAUGGUGUUUUAUUUUGAAAUACCAGAUGACAUGCAUGCUUUGCUGCACUGAUUAGAAUGGCAACCUAUUUGCUGUGUGAUAUGCGACGCUGCUGCCCCGCUCCAAAGAUGCAUCCUGUAUGUUUUAUCCUUCAGUGAUGUGUUACAAAGAAUCUGUUCAGUGUUUCUUUUAAAUUGCUCUGCAUACCUAUGUCUUAAGUCAAUAACAUUUUAGAAAAUUAACAUGAAAACAAUUGAAAGUAAAUGUUUCACACCACCAGCAGCAGCUCCAGACCUUGAAAUUGUUCCCUCGGGAAAACAAGUGUGAUUAGUUCCUCAUCUGGUUUUCCAAUAGUUGGACCAACUCAACUCAGAGUGAGCACUGAGAGUUCUGCUGCACUGAGAUUGAUGAGCGCUAAAACAAUAAACUAAAAGUGUUUUUUCCUAUGAAAAUGGAUGCUGCCAACACAAAAAAUGCUGUCAGUGGACACAGGCCCUAAAGCUUAACAGUGUCUCUUGAUCUGCAUUCCUUCAGAAUAUUAAUAGCAUGUCUAGUUUUAUGCCAAUACAACUUACCAGAUAAACAGUAUCAGAGACCUAUAGCUAAUACAGAUAAGUACAUUCUAACCCUUACACAGUGUGCUAAUCAGUUAACAGCUACAAUUAUGAUAACAACUAUGAUAAACACAAGAGGACUCUGCUUCACAAUAAGGAUGAGAAUCUAGUGAAGAGUUGUAUGUCAUUCUACCCUUUUACUAAUGAGUUUCAUAGCCUCACACAUGGCUCAUCAUGUCCUCCACAGGCCAAGAUAGAAGAGACUAAAAAGCAGCACAUGUAUAUAUCAAAUUCUGCUGUGAAGUUUGGCUCUAUAACCCAGGGCUCAAUUUUUGAGUCAGCCUCAGGUGGCUGAAAAAGAAGCUGCAGUUUUUACACUUGAAUGUGUCCUUAUUUUACAACCCUGGAGGUUGACAUGUGAGUAUUGUAGGGGUAUAAAUCUUAUGUCUGUUUUGUUAUUUUUUUUCAUACCUGGCACAGACAACCUGUACAGUUACGACAGAAGUAAUGUGGUCUGUACAGUUUUCUCAGCGAUCAUACUAAAGUGAGGAGUGGUGAACAAGAUGUGACGUAUAGUUUAUGUGGUUUAUGACUGUACUAGCUGUACUUGUUGAUUUACAAGAUCAUAAAUGUAGCGUCAGUGAAAAAUGCUUAUGUGAACAGCCUCAUAUUUACAAAUGACGAGCGUGAAGAUAAGGUUCAAACUCUUUAUCAUCAUUACAUGACCACGUCGGUUGUACAGACAAAUCAGAGGAUGAAAAAAAGAGGUGCCCCAGUGCCUGAAAACAAAGGUGAGGAGUUUAAUCCUUUAACUGUAGGGGCCCACUGUGACCUGUAGGGCCCAGCAAAGUGCUGUUAUGAGACAAGCAAAUCUGUUAGCAGGGGAUUCCUGCAGAGAGAGGUCAGCCCACCGUUUGCUAAUAAGCAUGUUUGCCAUUUAAAUAUAGCACUAGCAACCCCGUAAUUAUUGCAGCCCAUGUUGAAACCAUGUGUCAUUACAUGAAACCAUCUUAAAGCGGAGCUGUCCCAAUGGGAAGUGCAGACUUGCAAACAAGCCCCGUGGGAUUACGACAAAUGCCUGGAAGGAGUGGUGUAUGAGUGGUUGAGGAUGAGUGUUCAUUAAUAGAGCAUUACAUCUUUCUUUAAACCCACAUCUGUACGUGAACAUCUACACUUCACUCGAUUUAUGAAAAGAAAAGAAACCUUUCUUUCGCUGCCAUUCCUCCAUGAGUUGCCUCAGGAAGAACAUAUUUGUCAGUUUCUGUCACCCGACCUCAUGUUUCUUAGCAACCAAAUGUCUCCAAAAUACACCACCGCCCUGCAGACUUCACAGGUAUUCUCGAGUGAAGGGUUUGGCAGGGAGGGGAGGGGACAGAUUCAGGGUGUGAUAGGAAGAGGGACGCCACAGCAGGCAUUGUGCUCUCUCUUACGUGUGUGUGUGCGUGAGUGUGCGUGUCAGUUCUGCACUCGCAUGGCCGGUUGGGUGGGACUUGUACACACAGCUCUGAUGUCAUUCUUCCUGGUUUUGGCUUUGCACCCACCCUAACCCCGCCCACAGGUGGCUCUGCUGCUGUCAGUCAGCUGCUGUCACGCAGCCUCUCCCCCCCGCAUGUGUGUUUGUGUGUGUUCUGCUCUGGGACGCUUCUUAUUUGCUACACACAUGCUCCUCCCUCCCCUCCUGUCCGUCUCUGCUCUCUGCUGAUAUGAACUUUGGAAGCAAUGAGUUGUAGGCUGUGUUCCUGCCAGGGAAUUCUUGAGUGAUUAUUCUUUUGCCUCUAAAGGUGGACAGCCCUCAUCCCUGCUUUGUUCUUUCUCCAGGACAACCUAAACGUCUUCCUCAAGGCCUGCGGGAAGCUCGGACUAAAGGAAGCUCAGCUCUUUCACCCAGGAGACCUUCAGGACUUAUCCUCAAGAGUUACAGUCAAGUAAGUUCUGAUUUUUGUAAAAUACAUAUGAUACUACCACAAGAUUUUUUUAACUUGCUCCCGCUGCUCAAAGAGUGUGGUUACAGCGUCCUGUUAACAUCUUUGCUUUUGAAUGAUCUCUGACUGAACAAUCCUCUGCCUCUGUUUCUGCUGUACUGGAAGGAAACAUAUAAAAAUGUAACUGUCACACUACAUAGUGUUUCAGAGCACAUGCCCCCUCAUGUGAGGCAUGAUUCAAGCUGCAGUUAAAAAAGGUCAGUGCUAUUCUCAGUGUGCAUCCAGUCUUGUGUUGGUAAACACCUGUUUUAAGCAGAGCUUGCAUGUGUCUCCUACAAAAGUGUAUGAGGGGGAAAUGAUGAAUGAAGUCUGCAAGAAGAGCCAGUCACUUAUUCAGGUGUUCACAUCUGAUGGUAACUGAUCAGAUCCAGCCAGAUCUGGCAACUUGUUUACACAAUGGAAGGAAAUAUUCAGACGUGCUCCAAGUUCUUAAAAACAGCUAGAUUUUUUAUUUUUUUAAUGAGACAUUCAGUUCAGUUACUUCAAUGACAACAAAUAUUUCCAGAUGUUGCCAAAGUCGUUGUCAUUUUUCCAUGUAACACGGCCGCUUUUGUGUGUGCUGCAUGCCAAGCAGGGAUGAAUGCAGUAUGUUGAACAACCUGUUCAGUUGUUACACAGGUGUGCCUUUAAGAUGGAGCGAGGUAAGGCAGAGCUCAGGCCACAGUCCAUCCACCGUUGCACACUCUCUGUUGCUUCACAACAGUGCUGUGCAAGCAGAAAGAAAAGUGCAUCAGCAGCAGUCCAUGCAGGUGGUGAAACCUGGAGAUAGUAGGAUUAGAUAGGCACUUGAAUAUAUCUCUAUAGGGGUCAGAAUGGCAAAAGCCGUGUCAGAGAAGUGUAAGGUUUAUCAAAAUGAUAAACAACAUUGUCCCUGUGAGUGUUUUCACUUCAUCCUCAAAUUAAAAAUCACUCUGGAGGCUCUUUUAAGAUGAUACCACAACUUCCUGAUACAUCUUUCCCAUGAUCCACCCAAGACUGCGUUCGUCAUUCUUCAGUAACACCGACAAUGCUGUCGAAACCGCAGCCCUCACAAAGACGCUCACAGAAGCAGAUGUUCUGUACAUACACUGGAAUAUGAACUCAAAAUAAACAAAUCUGCCUGCCGUUUAUCAAGACACACCCUCCGCUCCCCGCAGCAGAACUCACCCUACCCUGAAAUAUUGCAGUAGUCGAUGUCUGAUUCCCUGCCAUAGAUCUCGAGAUAAUUCUUUUAUGGAUCAUGUGCCCUUUGUGCCAUCAGACAUUUCCUCUCUUACAUAACCUUUUCCCAUCGUUUGGUAGUAAACGACUGAAGUUUCUAAACGACAACUGGCGCUGAAGUUCAUUGUCAGUUGAGCUCACAUGAAAGCAAAACUCACACUAGAUUUAAACUAAAGCUAAUACUAUAGAUUAAACUUUAUAAAAGAACAGAAAAUAAUCUUUAAAAGUCUCCAUGAAGACCUCAAGUUUGUGACACCCAAUCUCUGGAACUCACUUCUCUGAUAGUACGUGCAGGGGUCUGUUUCAGAGGGGCUCAGGCUCCUAUUUUUAGGUCCUUGAAGUCACUUUGAACAGCAGGACUGAUUGGAAUGGUAUCAGGACUGAAAAGGAAGAGCUUUUAAUAGAUUGUUUUCCUCCUGUCAGGACACCCCCCUACUCUCCCCCCCUACAUGUGGUCUUGAGGAGUACACCUGUGUGUGCUUGUGUUCAUGUGAAAGUCUAGCAGUGGUGUGCAUUUGAGGUUGUGGAUUUGUGAUUGUAUUCUUUGUGGGUAUUUUUUUGAAUGCAGAGUAGAAACGUCACCUGUUUUUGUGGGUUUUUGUGUUUUUUCUUCUGAGAUAAAUUGGGGUGAUAAGAUGUGGUUUCCUCAUAGAUCAUGCACAACUCAUGCAAAGGGAGAUGGCACACACAAAGUGUAACAUGAGGAGAUAAUCCCAAAGAAGGCUACAGACAAGCAGCCAGUGGUUUAAUUUCACUGUCUCUUAUCAGAGUCUAAGCAAAUGAGCCUCUGAGAGCACAGAGCAAAGAGAGAGAGUGAGAGAGUGAAGUUGUCUCUAUCAGCUGUCUCUGCUUCUGGUGUGCGUCCAACCUCCACUCCCUCAAACCCUGUCUGACAGGUGCCUCGCUCAGCUUCCCUGUUCUCUGUUUCAGCAGCCACAAGCUUGCUGUGCUGUUUGUGCCCUAUGUUAUUUUCCUCUGACUGUUUUCCCAAGUAAAACCAUUCAUUUAUAAAUCAGAGGUUAACUAUAUAUAUUCUGAUGGUAUAAGUAAAGGCUUUGUGAGAACAUCCAGAGGUUAAUACUGAUGCCUUUUCAUGGCCCGCCAAAGUAAAAGAGACUCUCAGUGUGAAGUGAGUUGAUACUUUGAACGUCUGAACACAUGAACAGCACUCUGCCAAGUAUGCAGUUUUUAAAAACAUUUUCUACUGCAAAGGUACAAAAAUAUAAAAGGAGAGGAGUGUGAAACAACAUAAGGAUAAACUGUGCUGCUUACAUGGUUACAAGACAAGAGAUCGAAGUCACUGCUUUUCUACAGGGACCAUCAAUAUUGACCCAAAUCGAAAAAUUCCUCCCAGGCGCUUCAAUUUUAUUCUUCUUUACUUUAAAAGCUCAUGUGGGGAGUUUUUAGCUGCUUACAAAAAGGACUGAAAUUGGCACUGAUGCUUUCUUACAUGCUACAGAAGUACAUAAUACCAUCGGCAUUAAGGCUGAUCACUACUGUACGGUUAUUUUUAAUGUCUGAAAAUGCUACCAGGGGGUCAGCUGUCAUCUGAAGUGAUAACUACUUGCUUCAAAACUGUUUUUCUUUUUUCCUCUUUUGUAGUUGUUUUUUUCACAUUCUCUAAGUGUCUAAGCGUAGCACCCUGCAGGAGAAAAGGGUAAAAGUAAGCUAGCAAGCAAUAAAUCAUUGUCCAUCCAUGUAAUUUCCACAACUUGCACAUAGAACUAUUUCUCAAGCUAAAAGGAGUCAGAAUUUCUUGUUGAACUAUUGCUUUGGAUGGAGAAACUCGACAACUAAGGCUUUGCUUGGUGAAAGAGCAUAUUAGCUCUGAGAACAUGAAACUGGUACGUCCGGUCACCUGUUGUGAGCUAUUUAACAGUUCAUAAAGUUUUGUGGUUGUGUUACAGUUAAUAGCUCCAUGUCGCUACAAGUCAAAACAAUACAAUACAAUACAUCAACAGUUGUCUCAAACAAAAAAAGAUGCAUUGAAAAGAAGAUGCCAAACAUAAUUAUAAACAGUUCUAAAAUAAUUUUUAUUUUCUAUUUUUCUUGGAUUAAACAGGAGUUCAAACUUUUGACACAUUUCAAGACAAAAAAAAAAUGAAUGGAUAGAUUAAGAAAAAGCCAACAGGCUGGUCAAUCAUGAAAGAUGAUCAUAAGAGGCCGCAGUAAUGGCCCCCACCUUGUAUAAAAGGUGCUUUACAAGAAACGCUUUUUAUUGACAUGCAUUAAAAACUUGUUAACCCUUUCUGAAUACAAAGAAAAGACUCAUCGACUCAUUGAGGACUGAUUUAAGGUAUUGGACACCACCUUCACAAGGAAUGCCAAGACUCUCACACUAAAUAUUUGAGCCUUAAUAACAGUUAUUAGAACGGCUGGUAUGAAGCUGGAAUCAGUCACUUGAGUCUUCAGCUUCAGUUUGCUGAGCACAUUUUAAUUCAAGCUCGUCUGCGUUGUCCCAGCAGCCGUAAAAGAUUAUUGGCUGUCUGUUUUGACCUUUGAGCUCAGCAGUUGCUGUAGGUUUGGCCUUAACACCCUCAGCACUUCAUGUUGCUCUGUCCCCCCGGAUUAGGAAAUCUGCUUCCUGAUAAAGUCAGUUACAAACUCAUUCAGGAUCAAACUUAUCAAACAGCAGGACAAACUGUUGUAACAGUGACAUAGACUGAUAAGAGGUGAGAGUUUGCUGCUAGGUGACGUGCUUCCCUUAAGAGUUCCUCUCAUCAUCCACGUGUCAGUGAACUGUAAUCGAGUGCAAACCCACUCUGAACACGCAGCGGUGUAAUACUGACCAGGCUGACUUUAUUCAAGUCUGAUUCACCUCUGCUUUAGACUAACUGUGUCAGUUUCCAGCAGCUGCCCAGGAAAUGAGAGCAUUAGAGUGCUGGGGAUGAAUCAUUCCAUCUGAAAGUGCUCCAUUUAACUUCAGCCACUUCCUUUAGCCCCUUAGCUGUCGUUUGGAAAUUCAGCAGCAUGCAGCCAAGUCUGGACGAGACCCACAACUUGACACAAGUGACAUAAAGGAAAAGGCCAGACUGUGCAGGGUUUUCCCUAAUGACACUAAAUGUCAGCAGAUUACUCGACACUUGACCCCGUGAAUGCUUUCACAAGGAUGCAAUUGUCACAGAGCUACUUUUACAGGAUGAAUGUCUCAAAGGGUGGAAAUUGCAGCUUGUGGAAGGAAGGAUGUGUGGUUCUCAAACACAGUAUUAUACAGAAUGCAAAGUAACUGCAGGGCUCUUCAACUUUUUGAGUUUAUUUCAAUGGGUACACUGCAAUUUUGAUCCUUAAUCCCCCUUUAUACCAGUUUGUUAACCUUAAAAAUAUUUGCUGCGUAUUCAAACCAUGCAAGAUAUAUAUACUAAAAGUGUUGCUAUAACGAAGUAGAUUUUCCUAACUACUAUAUCGAAGUACCAGUCCAAUCAAAAUCCUCAUAAUCUACCAGGAAUCAUCACUGGAUUCUUCAGUUUUCAUUGACUUGACUUAAAUAUAUAACAAGUUUCAGGUGGAUUUUUAGAUCUUUAUCCCUCUUGUUUUCACCCAAGGCUGUAUAAAGCCGGACAACAUACCUGACCUCAUCCAUCUGUUUCUGAACAAGCGUCAUGAAGCCCAAACUUGGUGGCCACUGUUCUGGAAAUAUUGACUCCACAGCUCAACGGCAAAGAGGUGAAGUUGAGGCCAUACCCAGUCGCCUGGCAGGUGGCCACAACUCGUCCACCUGUCUGCCAAAUCAGUUGUGCCCCAAUAAUACACAACUGUGCAUAACUCCUAGCCCUAGAAUAGUCAAUAUGUUCAAUUCUGUGAUGAACAGGGACAUUUUAGAAUGGGUUUUGCAAGCUAGUGCAGAUUUGUUUUAAGUGUCCACUUGAGGCUACGUGCAAAAGCCAGAGAAUCCCCUUUUGGUUCCAUCUUAAGAUGCCAAUUUUCAUACAGUGUUUAUAGCCUAGUUCAAAAAACUUGCUGGGAAUAUAUCCCAUUGAUAUUUGUGUACACGGAUUAGGGGGUGACUUUCUUGACCCAUGUGUUGAGUUAAUAUAAAGGCUUGGCGUUAUCAUUCAUUUGGAAUAAUAAGAGGUGUGGUUGAUUUGGCAAGUAAAGGUGUUGUAUCUGUUUGCCAGGAAGCUCAAGCCCUCUUCAGCUCCACCUCUUUGCCUGUUUCCUGGUUAAUCAAAAGUUCAGUUGAAUUAGCAUUUCCAUGUCCAUUUUUGGUAACUAGCCUCAAGUGGGCACUUGAGGAACUGCAGUGUUUUGCAUCUCUGCAUUGACUUCAUAGGUUGCACUUAAGGCAGUCUCAUACUUUCUGUUCACUUGUUUCAACGAGACAGCAGCAACGUUUGUGUUACCUUUAACAUACCAUAGUAAUUAAUUUAAGCAGUAUUUAUAGCAUAUGUAGAACGCCCUCCCCUCCACAUACUCCAUGUAUAGCCUGUAAGGGCUGAUACAUCUGAAGGUUUGAAAUUGUGCAAGAUCCAACUUUUGGGGGUUGGUGGAGACCAAAAAUGGAGAUAAAAUAUAGUGAAUAUUUGUCUUAGAGUUCUGAAGUGGCCAAGUUCACAUAAUUACCUAAUCAAUUUGAAAAGAUGUUCAAACUGCUGCCCAAAAAUGUCGAAGAAGACCUUUUUUUGGGAGGCAAUAAUACUUCUUUAUUUCAUUACUCAGAGUUCCUAUUUCUAAUUGAAAACUAUCACACAGUUCUAUUUCUCGGUUUACUGUGGUCAAGAGUUCCUGACCAAGAGUCCAGUUUUUCCUCAUUGUCCUCCAGAAACAGGCAGAACAGAUCCCCCGCUGAGAUGAGUCCAAAGUCUCACUGUUGCCGCCAUUUGAUUAAGCAAAUUAUUGACAAGGGUUGACGGCACACAAACCUAAAAAAGAGCUGAAACCUCCAAGUAUGGUAGGUGAGUCAAAACUUAGAGGAAUGCUUGUGACCCCUUUGAACAAGUGAUCAAAAGGAGUGGCUGUUGGGUAAUUACACGGUGUGAAUUAUGCAAUAGUUUUUCUGGCUGUGGAUCAAACCAAAUGUUUGAAAUACUUGAAGGAAUUUGAUGUUUCGAGGACAAACUUCAGGACAUGGUUUCAUGUUAUUCAACACUUACAUAUAUUUUCAUGUAUGAACUAUUAUUUCAAAGAGUUUAAAGCACCAAAUUAUGAGUCCAUAAUACAAAAGUUACAAACCCUCCUGGUUGAAUGUUAGUUUUUCGGGUGUGGCACCACACAUUCUGGUUUCAUAGUUUUUUUAUAUGGCACCGCGGCACUUCUUGUUACAGCGCUGUGUGAACUGUGAGCAGAUUGUGAAAGCAAACGAGUGAUGAUGGUGAACAGCCAAUAAAAGUUCUACGGCCUGGAUGAGGCCCUGGCUGUAAAAGGCCAACACAAGGGUUAUAUUUGUGCGCUGUAGUUGAGUCAGGGAGAGAAAUGCCAGCCUCACCCUGUUCCCUCCCUCACAGAGACGGCUCUGUCUCAGAUAAGCACAACACAAUGAUGCCCAAGACCGUCUCACCCACAGCUGAUUCUUUUAUACAAAUCUGUCAUCCUCUCUGAGUUUUUAGAGCUCUUCAAGCAUGAGAGUGUCAGGGUGUGUCGUUAACUCCAAACUAUUUUAUUAGAAUGAAAGAACAUUUCUGAAGGAUGUUACAUAUGGUGUCGUUGAAUGCUGCAGAGCAGGUGAUCGUCGUCUCACAGGUAUGCGUCUGAUCACACGUGCACACCCAUUACUUUAGAGCUUUGGUUGCUGUGUUUGUUUGUCUUUUGGAUGUCGGUCUGACAGAAACCGUGACUCUUAAUCUCUUUUGUACAUUGUUGAUGACAAACCCGUGGUCUUCAUUUGGUCAGUACACACUUGUAGUUGUUCCUCUUUUCAAGGUUUUAUUUUGCUUCAGUGGCAGCUCUGGGAACUGACUGGCCAAGUCUGACAGAUGAUAACUCACCUCACUCGAUGUCAAGGAGUUAUUUAUCUAACAUUUAAAUAGUGGCUUGUGUUGCUUUAGUCGUAUGUGUGUCUUUUGGAGGCUGCUUUGUGUUGGCAGAACAAACUCUUUAGCGUCUUCAGUAGACUCAGACAAAUGCCUUCUGCACAGCUCAGUUACAGUUUUAAUGAGACAGAAAAUAUCUGAAUGCUGGUUUAGAUAACUCGACAUCAAUAUACCAAGCACCCCUUGUUAAAAAAAUUAUAUGCCUUUAAAAACGAUAUCCUUUUUUUAAUAAAAUACAGUCUGUAAGCUGCACAAAUCUUCAAUAAGUUCAAUAUUAGUGCUCAUUUUUGUGUUUUAUUGCCUGUAUCAUUACUCUGAUAAAAUUAACACCUUGCAACUAGCUUAACAUAUUAAAACAAGAGUGUCUGUCAGCUGUAGUUAUGUCUAUCAAGGUUACAAGCAGUCAUAUUUAAUGAAAAAGUGUCUGCUGACUGGUUCAACGUUGCUGUUUGGGUGAUCGCUCUGGAGGAGAAGAAAUUGGUAAAGCUAAUGCUACUAAAUUGGCACUAUGACUGAGGCUCUCGCUGAAAUCAAAUUCUGAAAUUCACGUUGUAGCUGAGACUUCUCACUUCUCAGAAAACUCUACUCAUAACUGUUUUGAUAAAACUGUUGCCACUGUCUGAUAUUCCACCUGUGUUAUGUUGUGAGAUGGAAGGUCACACUGAUUCAGUGUCGUGUUUCUUCACAUUUCUGCCUGAAAUUCCCAAAAGGAAGAUUUCCCUUGCUGCUGAAGGAUUGACUGUCUCUCACCCUUUCACCUUGCAAAGAGAGUGAUGGUGUGAAAAUUUGUGUAAGCAUGCAAAGGUUGAGCCAAGAGUGUCCUGAUAAUUUGUCAAACUUGGAGGGUUUCCUGUCAGAGCUUUGUGCUCUAACUGAACUGUAUUUACACACUGACUGUCAAGUGUUUAAAGGGCUCUGUCCUUUCUUUUUUAUCCACUAAUCCAGAGUUUGUGUCCUAUAGUGAUUCAUAGGUGAUUCACACAACAUAUUAUCACAUUAUUGCAUUUCAACACUAUUUUUGUUGUGUUUGGUGAGAUUGAAGUGGAGUUAGUUCAGCACAUUCACACUCUCUUAACUGUGCUCAUAACCAUACAAAGGCUCAGCUUGUUUUUUUCUUUGGUACAUUAAUUACCAAAAAGCAAAUAUGGUUAUAUGAAGUGUUCAUGAUAUUCUGAUUGAAGUUAUUCCCAGCCUGUGCUCUCUGCGACUGUGUGACAUCCUGCUGAUGAUUGUGCACAAUCAUAUGAGCGCUCAGCUGAUUCUUACAGACUACAGAAAAGUCCUGAGGCUCUGCAGGCUAAAAUAGCCGUUAUGUAUUUUCUCUUCCGUUCAGCUAUUACCGUGAACCAUAAAUGAGAAUUACGAGAAGCGGUGUGGUUGUAGUUUUGGAAUAUAGCUCAUUUUCUGCUGGACUUGGCUUCAGCUGCUAUAAUCUAAGACUUUGUGACUGUGCUCCAAGCCACACAAGAAAGGGUAUUUUUUCUCAGGACUCUUUUAUUGGGCAUUUAACUUUGCAAUAUGCCUGACUGGUAAACAUCCAGUUGUGCUCUCAUUGUUGUGUGUUAGGAGCUCCUGGUGUGAAAUAAAGCACACUGGUGACAAAAUUGGACCAGUCAUGCAAUUAAAACCUGUUAGAGGUGGAAGGAAUGAGAUCCUCUACUUGAGGGAAAGUUUCAGUACAGAAAAUUAAAUAUAAUCCUCUUGAGCUGAAAGGUCUUUAAGGGCUGUUGUGGGUUAAAAGUAUUUUCAAUAUACCGUUUCUAUAGUAAAAAUACAGACGAUGACAAUGUUAAGUGAUCCCUCACAGUAUAGGAAUCUGCAACGCACCUCUACUUUAAGCAACAUUAUCCUCAUUAUUUAACUAUUUGGCCCACUACCUAAUCACUUUGGUUCUCUUAGCAUUGUUUUGAGCCAGUGCAGGAGGCUGAUUCAGCAUUUAAAAAGCACUAAAAAACCCACUACUUACUUCUUGCUUGAUUCUCUACUGGCACACAGCUGGCUCAGAAACAUAGGUGAGCAUGUAGCAUCUGAUCUCGAUAUUUUCGCACUGAAACACAAACAUGUUUGACUUAAAUUCAUCGCCAGGUGGCCUCAUGUAGGCUGGAUAUCAGAUAUUGUUUCUGGUUAAAAUUUAAGUACCUGUUUGAUAAAAGUUGCCCCUGUGAAUGCACGUCAUUGUGAUGCACUGAUACAUAAGAAUUUAAAGCUCAUGUAAGGAGUUUUUAAGAGGUCUUGAAAAGGCUGAAAUGAACAAUGAUGCAUAUCAAUGAUGUACAAACACAAAUAAGACCAUAAAAACAAAACAAUUUACUUAAAAAAAGGCUUUAUUUUCAGCUGUCAAUCAUUUAGUCUAGCACCCUCCCCCUCACAGUGGUGACAGGCUUUAGAAGUUUCACUAAAGAAACUGCCAAGCUUGAUUGUUUUUGAUUGUUUUUAGGAGUCGUCUGUCUUCAUUUCGGUAUAAGAAGCUUAAAAUUCCUCACGGUUGCUUUAAGUACUGUAUUUGUUCGGCUGAUAUUUUGAAAGUCAAUGCCAAUGUCUGAGAUGAGUUUCUCAUCCAGUCAGCAGCUGGACUAAACCAAGUCCUUAGAAAGAUCUGUUGGAGGUUUAACAUGUCUGAUGGACAGACAUCUUCUCAGGUGUCAACACAACACGUGCAUCCUCUCUCAGCAGGUGCAUUCGCUAUAUUGCAUGUUAGGAAGUGGCAGUAAGAUCCCAUAACUCCUGUAGAGAGAGGCAUGUGUGACUAUUGUGUUACCACAUGAUAGCAGGAAUGUGUAGCUCGCAGAGGAGUUGUGUAGUAUCUCUUCCUGGGUCACCAUUAGGGUUACCUUAUGAACUGCAGCUGUUUAUCUCUGUUUAUUGACUUUUAAAUAGACACUACAGUCAGGGUAGGUGACAGGAACACAAUGUACAUAGGUAAAAGGUUAAACCAGGCAUGCAGGUUGACACUGGGGGCUUUGUGCGGCUUCACGGCAGCAACACUGAGCUGACAUUUUCCAGGAAAAGUGAUUUACUGACUGCCAGGUCAACUGUCAAACCCCAGAAAUAUGAGUGAAAUUCUGUACGACCUCCGAAGCACGCGAGGCGCUUUAUUGCUUGUCCCAACAGUAGACCCUUGUUUGGUGUUCACAUGUUUCAUUAGCACUUAUUAGUUUUAUCAUUAAUAGAAAUCAGAAACAAACCCGCCUUUUGUGCCCUUAAAAUGAAUGUUUUUACAGCUGCUUCAUUUUGUGAUUAGGGUUGAAACACACACAGCAUUUUAUUUUAUGGCCUGAAAUGGUUUCUUUCUAAAAUGAGUGUUUGUUUUCCUCUCAGCCUUUGUGUUGUGGCGAGAGAGAGAGUGUGAGUGAAGGGCUGGCAGUCGUCUGGAUUGUGCUCUCACUUUCCAGCUCUUUCACUGUCCAACACACAGACCCAACAAGCAUGCCCUCUGUUCUUUUAUUGUCCUUCUCUCUCACACACACACACCUCUGUUUUCUGCUCUUUCUCUUGCAGGGAUCAAGAGACCAACAGGAGGCUGAAAAAUGUGAGUGGAAAAUGUUUUUCCUCUGUGAACCUUGGCCUUUGAUUUGACUACAAUAAAUUAUAAUUUAGCUUCAGGUGUAGCUUUGUUUAUGUGUCACUGGAGAGGAAAGUAUAAGAGGGGAACUACACAGAUUUACGGCAUCAAAGUCUGGUAACAGGUGUUGGCGAGAACCACAUGUAUGGAAAAAGCUGUAACAAAACACAUGUGCUUGUAGAGGGAUCUGUGAAAAAUCUGAAAAGUCGACUUGAGUCGCUCCAGACUUGAGAUGCGGUGUCUGAUUUUCAAGGGGAUAAAACUGAGCGAUGACCAAAAUACAAACAAAUGUUAUCACAACUUCACCAAAAAAGGCCGGAGGCUGUAUGGUUUGUUUACAGAAAUGCAACAUUAAGAUUAGAUAAGGUUUAAUCUUAUCUCAUCUUUAUCCACCGUGAGCAAUGCUCUUCUCUGAAUUUAGUAACUUACAGCGGCAGAGAAAACAUGCAGGAACCAGACACAUGUCAAAUCAACUUUCUGCUGUGACUGUGUUUGGAUUGCAAUGAAGGGAUGGAGAGGGAUGUAAGAAGAAAGAGAUGGAUAGACAAACCACAACAACAAUAAGAAGAAGAGAUAGAGCAGCUCAUUAAGACUUAGAGUGAUAAUAGUUACAGUGUUAGAUGUAGGCAAGAACAGCUAAAUAUGAUCAUCGUCUGACUAGAUGUUGAAUAAAACAAGAAUCGUACACGCCAAUAACACGUCAGCAUCUUAAAGAGAUUAUUCUCACUGUGAUUAUUUUAUUCAACCACCUCAACUAAAUCUAAACAAAACAUCUAAAUUUGCACAUUUAUUUCAAUGUCUUUCCGGCACAUCUGGAGAAUAACAACCAAGCGGUUAAAGUUGCACAAUAAGGGGUUAAUGCUGCUCUCUUCCAGGAAGUUUUUGGCCCAUAGACGAAAUAUCAGCUAAAGUUUAAAUGAUCAUUUAAAAAUUCCUCACCACAGCUCCAUUACUUUGUUCAUCAUGUUUAUCCCCCCUGUGUAUGUUCUCUGUUGAGUCCAGCUGGCACAUUUAUGAAUCUCUAACUUAAGUUAUUAAAAAAAUCAAAGCAUUUACAUGUCAGUAGUAACCAUUACUAGUGCACUUUGGGGAUAUGAUGCAUCUUUGGUGUGGCUGUGAUUGUUUGCUGUAGUGCAGCACAUUUACCUGUCCCUCCUCAUAAUGCACACACAAACAACAACAGAGGGUUCUGGAUGAGCCUGGAAACAUGAGCAGGGCAGCAGCUGAUAUCACCUUGUGUUUGUGUAGAGCUGCAACUACAAUAACAAUCACCUGCUAUGGCAGUGGACAGAACAUUCAUCAGGAAAGGGUGGAGGUAUCACUGUAAUCGGAUGUCAUCUGUCUGGUGAUUGUAAUUGACUUCCGAGUGAAGGCAAUUGUUUUUUUCUUUCUCUCUCUCUUUACAGGUAUUAAUUACCAUCUACUGGCUGGGUAGAAGAGCUCAGAGCGACCGUUUCUAUGAUGGACCUUACCUGAAUUUCAAAUCAUUUGAAGGUUUACUUGGCACAGCGCUAUACAAGGUAAAAACUCUUUAACAGUCAGAGAAUAACCACCUCAUUGUGCUCACUUUGUCUGUACUAUUGAGAAACGUAAGCUUAAUUUUCUGGUGGAACCGGCGAAUAACAUGAAUGAAAUCCUCUUUAACAGCCUUUGCCCAGUAUUUUCUGUAUCCUCCCUGGUAUUCAGACUAUGUGCAGAAGAAUGGCUGUUAAAGACUGCGGCGCCUCAGAUUGCUGGCCGCUAGAACCAAAGCUGUGUUAAGUCAUAAACGAACCUGAUCCCUUGACUCAGCUAUUUUAAUCUUGUUUGCAGCAAGUUCGAGUAGCUUGCACGAGAAAAUUGCGGCUCCUUUUUCCUCUCACUGCUCAUGCCGGUGUUGAAUUUGGCACCUUGCGUUCACAGAGAUUUAUAGGUGCCGGUGCGCGAGGCCUCUAUAAUUCAACAGACUACAGGGAUUUCAAUAAUAGCAGUCGGUUUCAGCGCUUCUUGUACGUUUAGCCACAAUAAUCCAAGUUCACAGGCGUAGGUUUAGGGUGGGAUUUAGUUUGUGGAUUUGUAUUGUCUGGCAGGGUUCGGCAGAUUAAAGAUCUGAAAAUCAUUUUCUUUUUCAAGUGGCUGACAAGUUUUGACAAGUUGCCAUGCUGGUUAGACUAUUUACACAAAAAAUUAUGUAUGCGGUAAACAUUGCCAUCAAGAGAACCUGGAACACAGCGCUUUUUUGUUAUGACAGAUUUGUCAGUGAAUAGAAAACAAUGAGGUUGUUCCAGUGACAUUUUAGCAUUAUACAUCCCCCAUUAUAGACCGUAUAGGAGCGUAUGUUUACUAUAACUGAUUCUACGGGAAUAAGGAGCCAGAAAGCACCGAGUUCACACUCUGCCUGGGAGAUCUCUCAUGCACCACACACAGCGGAGCUAAAUAUUGUAAUUGGCACUCAAUUAUUCGACUGUGUGUGUGUUUUUUUUUGUGUGUCUGCGUGUGCAUGAAAGGCUCUGCACGAAUCACCGAAUCAGAAAGGCAGCAACAUCCGAGACAGCGGUUUUGGAGAUAGCUGGUACUCAGAGCGAGAGGAGCUCCACCAACUCAGAGAAGAGGAAGGAGGAAGAAGAAGAGGAGGCGGACACAGGAGAGACGACUCCCUGGAUAGUUUGGACUCUUUGGGCUCCAGACCCCACAGCAUCUCAUCUGACACCACUUUGAAAGGCAGCAGCGAGGGUAGGUGGUGUCAUAUAAUCUACAGCUUUAACACACACAAACACACCAAACAAAACUAAACACAUUUACCACAACUCCUCCGGAAAUAUUUUGAACCUGAAGAGCUGACUCUCAGCGUAUUUUCUUUCAUUUUUGGGCCUAUUUUUUCAAGUUACUCUCUGAUAUCCUUGUAUCAUAGUAACCAGACUUUCUUGUAUUGUUUCUCUCAUGAAAAGUUAUCAUCAAGUUCCUCUGUCUAGAACUUCAAAUAUUUGUAAAGAGGGAAGAUAUGCUGCCUCACAGCCAGAAAGUUGCCUCCCAUUUGUGAAAACAAACACUCAUCGCCAUCUAGUGGUGUUAUUUGGAGGUGAAUAUUUUCUGUGAAAAUUCACACAAGUCCCAAAGGAAGUCGAUAUGAUAAAUCAGUGCCAAGGCUCCUCUGUGUUCUUGUUUGAAGACAAAAAUAUGCUCUCAGAGAGGGAAGUGCUGGCCAGUUAUUCCCCUGUAAGAGACGCAGUGAGACAUUCCUCAGCCGUCCACACCGCCUUGUAAAUGAGGAGGCCUGCGAUCCCCUCCCUGCACCCCUCUGUUACUCCUCCAGAGUCAACACACAACACACUCCCCCUCACUCUUUCCUCUAUUCUCACUCGGUUUGUCUUUUUUUUGCGACUUCAUUACUCUCAUGAGACUUCUUUUACACCUGGUUCUUCCUCCUUCCUCUCCUGUUCAGGUUGUUGCAGUGACACUGAGGUGGACUCUGUUUUCAAAAUGGCUGAGAACAAGGACAGUGCCAGUUACCGCCGGUCGGUAUCCAUCACACCAAAGGCCACCGCGCCGUUUAACCAGUUCCUACCUACUAAAGACAAACAGGCGGCUUACGUUCCUGCUCCGCUGAGGAAGAAACGAGCUGACCGCAACGAGGACAACCGGCGCAGCUGGACCAACCCCUCGUACUCAGAGGAGGAGGGAACACUAACCAGGUACUGUCUGAAUACACACAUAGCUCUGUCUGAGGGUGCUGAUUCCCAUUGAAGCUAAUUUUAUUUCUUUAAUCAUCAAAAGAACAAAACAAAAGAACAUUGAGUGGCUUUUAUGCACAAAUCUUUGGUUUGUGCUUCAAAUACUCAAAGUUUACAUUUCCUCCUCUCUUAUCGCUGUUGGUGUUUGUGGUGUUGUCAUGUCGUCUGCAAAUGGUCGAUGGUGUUGUGUUUCAUUUUGCUUCCCUGUGGAAUGGCGACCUCGCUGAUACAAGGCCCUCCCCUGACUGGUAUGACAACAGUCAAGUAUCCCAGAGCGCCUCACCUGCGGCUCAUCUUCAGUGGGCGUACGAGUACGAAAGCGGCAGCGACUCUGACACAGACAGACCAGACCCGGAUCUCGUUCUGGAUGACCUUGCCAGUAGACGCUUCCACAGCCCCUCCCCGGCUACCCCUACAAACUUUGCCGUGCCUAUCAGUCCCGUGGCGGGGAGAUCAGCAUCAGGAGGUAGAGGAGGGCCUUGGCCGAAGGUCACUAUGAGUCCCAAUGUUGUCCCUCAGCAGAAUGUGACCUUCCUCAGGUCAGAGAACAUGAAGCGACAGUGUGACUUUGAUGUGCCUGCCUGAUGAAAGCAAAAACGCUUCUCUUACCCUCAGUUUGCAUGGUUACUUUAAACCAUGAGCGACGUCUCUGGUCGUAUUUGCUGCUUCUAACAGAGUUUGAAAGUCAUCUGUUUGUUGAUUUCUCUUUGAGUUAAGUUUGUAGCUUCAGCACUUCCUUUUUUUUUGCUCCCUCUGAAUUUUACGAGCCUGGAGGAGUGAUUUGAGUUGGCAACAUAACUCCUCAAAUCACAUUUCCCCUCCGUUUCAUUUUGGUUUGAGCUUGCAUUGGUUUGCUAACCCUUGCGUCAUCUAUCUUGAGGUUGUAGUGCUGGAGGAUUGUGUGUGACUGCCGUGCUGUACAGCCGCUAAAAAUGCCUUUUGACACGUGUGAUUGGCCGUCUCUUUUGAGCAGCAGUGCCACCGACAGCGGGGAAAAGCAGCCCCCCAAGCUCGGCUCUGUGAGAGUGGACCACCGCCGGGCCGUGUCCGCUGACAGCCUGUUCAGGGACAUAUACGAUGACUCUGAGGAUGAAGACAAUGAGGUGGGCUACGCAGACCCCGUCCAGGAUGACCUCUAUGCGCGCAAGAUGGGCAUCAAACCCCAAAACCCUGCCAGUGUCUCUCAUGACAAGUUCCUGCCAAAGUUCUGGACGCCUGAAGAAGAUGUUCACAUACAGAAGAUCAAACUGGGCUCUCAGAGGAGACCCUGGUACAAAAAGAUGCAAGGCUUCAGGUGUGUGAGGGAUCCAGAAUCCAGAGUUAGAUGGAAUUAUCCCACACACACUUCCUUUCAAACACAUAACAGUACAUUUUAAAGACAUGCAUUAUCAAAGAUCGCAUGAUUCCCUGUUUUUAUCCACUUUUUGCUUUUCUCCCAGACACAUUGAAUUUUGCUAAUCUUAAAUAAUACUCCCAUGCAAAAGCCUGACAAUCGUCAUAAAUGGGUUUCUGUGAUUUAGAGCAUUUUCUGUAUGGUUUCCCUCCUGCUUACUUUUUUCUCUCUGCCUCCUAUCUUUCCUCUCUCUGCUUCUGUCCCCUUUACUUCCUUUCACUCUCACUGUCCUUGGCUGUAGCUAUAAGAAGUCGGGCUCUUCGUCAGACGAUUCAGACUAUGACAUCAGUCCUUGGCUCUCCUCUGCCCCCUCUCCCUCCAGCACCUCUCCCUCUCACCCCCACACACACGAGGCCUCGGCUCACACCACCCUCGUAGUGGGGAAAAGGUCGAUACAGCUGCAUGAUUGUGACGAUGAGGGAAUGUUUUAGAGCUUUCAGAUUUGAGCAGAGAAACAUAAUCGGCUCCUGUCGGGGCUGGAUGCCCGAUGAGCUGCUUUCUAACAAACUAAUGAUAAGAUACACCUGAAGGUUUCUGUAACACGCUUCAGAAAGUUUUGUGCUUCGCUGACCUUUGCAGAAAAAAAAGCUUUUUUCUAAGCAUAGUGCAAUUUUUUAUCACAGCUAAAAUUUAGCGUUUUAAAGCUACUCGCAUUGUAGUUUUAUUCUGCAGAAAAUCCAUAAAAGAAUUCGGAUUUGAUCAACGUCUGUUUGAAUCAAAUAUUAGAACUUUGGCUGCUUGAAGUUUCUCUUCCUCCUUUUCUUGCUCUUUGACCCGGUUCACCUGCAUGCACUCAUCAGCUCUCUGUCCUUUUCUCUCCUUCUGCCCACCCUGCAGUCCUCACAUCCAAGCACACUCUCCCCCACAGCUCCCCAAGAUACAGCCCCCUUUGUUACAGCCCCCUCCUCUGAUAUUCCCUCCAGUGGACCCCACUUCGGGGCCCAGACUGGUCAAAUGUGAGAGGUGGCCCUUGCUUGGGCGCCAAGACCCCCGAGAGCCCCCAGAUCCUGUUGAUUAUGACAGUAUCAUCCCAGAUUUGGAGAAUGAUGACAUGUUCACCAGGCGCACUCUGGCCUUCCAGUCCAACACAGACCUGGUGACGAUGAAGACGCAGCUGUCCGCCCACCGCCCGCUCUACACGUCUGAGCCGCAGCUCAACAUCAUCACCCAGCGCCACACUAACAUCAGCACAGAGGAGAGCGAUUUCCCCGAUAUCGAGCAGGAUGACGUGGUUCACCGCAGGGAGAAAACCCAGCAGGCUCAGGAGCAGCGGCCGCUCUCUGGAGCCCCUGACAACUACACCCCCAUGCCCAUCCCAGAGCCGUGGGCGCUGCCUCCUGAUCUCAAAGCCCGCCUCCUGUGCCCCCCAUGUCCUCUGACUAAGGAGACCACAGGGAGUAAACAGGUUGAGAAGGAGACACGCCCAAAAACAGAUGACAUGCUCAUCCGGAAACUUGGGGUUUGUUCUGAGCAGAGCACACUGAGAGGCUCGGCGGCCAAUCAGAUGACACCCUCGGUGCCUUCUUCCUGUAGCGAGGGCGACUUGCAGAAAUGGCAGGCUAUCCGAGAAGCCAGUCGGCUUAGAUAUAAGAAGAAGCUUUUAGUGGAGAGGCUCUCUGCUCUGAAGUCAUAAAAAUGGAUUGCUCUAUCUGUUCCUGUAGUUUCUACUCACACUGCAGCCUUUUUUUUUUUCAUUUUUCUGGCGAGGGAUUUUGUUGUUUUCAGUCAGUUUUGGUCUUGAAAUGUUUUCUGUCUGAUAAUGAAGCGGUCUAAAAUGCAUGUUGACCCAACUUGUAUAUGAUAGCUUUGAAGACUGAUGGGAGUUUGAUUCAAUUAUGCUCUUAUUUAUGAAAACUUCAAGGUGCCUUCAGCAUUUGCGAAAAACCAGAUUUUCAACACAGACUGCAAUCAAAGGAGCAGCAAGACCUUUACAUUGGACCUUCAUUUGUAUUAAAUUCAGGACGAGUCUUGUUCCAGAAAAAAAUAACAAAUGAAUAAACAUCGUUAACAGGCCAAUUUGGCUAAUUUUACAUCUGCAACACAUGAAACGGAGAUGCUCUGAAGCUGCUGGUACCAUAUUCUGAAGUGUGAUUAUUUUGCACAACACAACACACCUCCUUUAUCUGAAAACAAAUAUGAAGGUUUGUCUUGAGCACUGUUAAACAGACCCAUAUCCUGCAUUUCAUCUUCAGUUUUGUUUCCCUUUUAGACCCAGUUCACCUGUGAAUGGACAAAAUACUCCAAUUUAAUAAAGAAAAUAAGAGACUUCAUGACCUUGUGAUUUAAUCUACCGCAGCACUGGCCAUUUGUUGACCUGGCAUUAUACCUCCACUUACGCGUAUCUGACCACAGUACAAUGUUGUUUUCCUCCACAGAAGACCUUCACACUGACAUGUAAAGCUCAAAAGUUCAGUAGCAUACGAGUGUGAAAAGGUUCAAGCCUGAGUAAUAUCCAAAUAUAACGUCUUGAACACACUGACAGCACUGAGCAGGGUAAUUAGAUGUAGUCAUGUCUUCUGUGGGCCCAUGAAAGCUUAAAGAAAUUCCUCACUGCUCUGAAAGACUUGUGGACUCCAUAGCUUCUCUAAACACAAAACUGCACCAGAGUGUUUGCGCACAAGUAGUCGCACAAAGCAACCAUAUAACCUGAGUCAAUGCCAUCUGGAUUUACUUCAAGUCCACAUGUAAAGCCAUGUUUCCACUGACAUCAUGUCGGAGUCUCCAGAAUGGCUGCAUUGUCUGAAGGAAGAUACAAGUCUGCACACCUUCCCCUGCUUUAUGUCAGGGAAAGGAAAGCUGAUACUGCCGACUAUAUAACAUAAAACCCUCUAUAUGUACACAUCUUAAAGGGUAACUCAGGUAUUCUUCAACUUUGACCUUGUUUUAUUAUGAUUUCUUAAGGGCUUCUUAAAAUACAAAGUUGUGUGUUGUGCCUUGGCCACUGGCUGCAUUGGCUGCAAGAUAAUAGUGCGUCAAAGAGCUUGUUUCUGCCACGUACUGGUAAAGAUUGUUCCUGUUAGCGUUCAACAACAUUACAAAUAAGAUUUACACAGAGACAGGCCUUUCUGUUGGACAGUAAUUCCGUUUUCUUGAACUAGACACAGCAGAAGACCAGAAACUUCCAUAUUCUGUAGAGAAAAAAAUGACUUUAUGUCAAUUAAGUAUUGUGGCGACACAGAAAGCGUGAAGCUAAACACUGUUCCUGGGCAAAGUUAUAACACUCAGGGGCGUGUCCAGGUUUUUCUGACUGGGGUGGACCUAUAUUGGAGCUCUGACAUAGGUAGGGGUGGUCAGAUUAUAGUUGGGCAAGUACAAUAGCAUUUACUUAUAUGAUACAGUUUUCAUUUUACUUUUUUGUUUUUUAAAGCACAACAGAGUAAAAAUGUGUCAAUUUUAAGCAUGCCAAAAAAAGUCUAAAGUCUUAAGAUAGUGAAAAAUGCCCAAAAUAGUGGAUUUAGGAAUAAGUCCCCAAUCAUAGUUUACGAUUUGAAAGUAAAACCUGGGGUGGCCAAUUUCAGUUUCACUAAGUAGGUAAUUAUAUGUUAUUCUGACUCUUAGAAUAACAACCUGAGCCUAUAAGUAGCUAAAAACAAGCUUUUUUACUGGACGUACUUCAACCGGACACUGUUGUUGGACUACACUGCAGCCUUUGAAGCGGGUCUGCCAGCUGAUACAUGAAACACUUCAAAAAUGUUUGUAUCUACAAGCAAUUUAGAUCCCAAAUUAAAUGUAAGAAAAUACGGGUUGAAACGCGGCAGAAUACGUCUUAAACCCCUAAAAUCAGCAGAGUCAUGUUAGAGCUGGAUUUACUUACAUUACUAUUUGAACUUGGGUUUGAACUCUCUAAGGGUCACUAACUUGCCUCCAGCUCUUGACCAGACACCUCCAGACUCUCUCAAAGCCUCAUGAGCCGGAAAGUGACUUUGUUGUGUGUGUGUGUGUUUGUGUGUGUGUGUCUGUGUGUGUGUGGUUCUCUCUGGUUUCCUAGACAGGAGCAAAUGCAAGACAGUAUCGAAGGGUGAGUUGAUACGGGCUCCCAGGAAUGUGGCACGUUUACAUUCGCUCUGGCCUCUUACAGUCGCACCUCGCUGAAACCCUCCCCUGCUUUUGUGCUGCUGGUCUCACUCUCUAGCUGCUAAAUGCUGACACACAACACUGUGUAUUGUACGGCGCAGGGCCAAGUUCAUGUGGUGGAGGGAGGGAGGGGUUCAUUGCUCCACAUCACAAAGCUCUAUUGACAAAGCAACAAAGUGAAAAGAUGCAGACAGUUGCAAUACACUGGGUCAUCUACCAUUAUUGUACCGUAUCCCAGUGACAGUAAUGACUGAGUACUGGCCUUAGCACCUUGUUAGAAAUAUGACACAGGUGUAAAUUUUGACAGGUAAGUGACAACAAACAAGGCAUUUUUCUGUCAGUCUGUCAGGUUUUAAUAACUUCUGCAUGACGGGAAAGGCUGGUUUACAUGUUACUAACGGACUGAGCUUUAUCACCUAACAGUGGUUUCAACUGUUUGCUGUGUUUGGACACUAACUCUUAAAUGUCUAAUCCGUUUCAUUUCCAGCAACAGGGGUUACAAGGUGGAGUUUAUUCUGACUUUUUGGAUUUUUAACGUGUUUUUCUCACAGUGGUAAAAGUUGGUGCAUGCUUGAUGUGGAUACAAUUUGUCUAAGUUUUAUUUUUUUUAUCUUGAGUAAAGCUGGAAAGUUAGCAGACUAACCCCCCCCCCUUUCUUUCCACAGGAGUAAAUCAACAAGUGAUAUACUCGCUGACCCUUCAGUCGUCCGGCAGGCUCGUUUCGAGGAGCUGCAAAAGUAUCGCGAGCAGAUAAAAGAGAGUGAAGAUAAAUGGCAGGAUGUGAGUAUUGCGUACAAACACCGCAGAUAUCAAAGUUGAGUUCCCACAUCCAAAGCCAAAAAGUGAGAACAUGAUCUAUAGGAUCUCUGCUGCAGGCAGGAGAGCAGGUGUUACGGCGCAGUUUGUGUUUGAGGGGUGAAAACUGAGCUGUUUAGAUAGGAGCCAGAGACCGAGGCAGACAGUGAUUGGUGCAGCACUGCCCUCUGGCUAUUGACUGUCCUCAUUUCCUGAUCACACUGUUUAUGACCAGAAACACGACAAUCUGUUAAUACUAAUAAUACAUGUCAAACAGAGUGAAGAUGUUGCCGAGAAGGAUGUAAGACAGAGAGUGUAGAGUAGAGAGAAGAUGGCACGUGAACGGGACAUGGGGUUUGAAGUUAUUCCUGGACAAUAAUUCAGGUCAUGCCCCAGUUUGAAACAAAAUUUAUCCAUAAAUAAUUGGAUUUUUGAACAUAAAGUGUAAGAAUGAUAAAACUCAUUGAUAUAAGUAUGGGUGUCUGGAGCAGUUUGUCAAGAGUGUGGUGGGAUCGUGGCAAAAUCUUGGAGUUUUAAAGCAGCAUUUGGGUCACACAGUCCUUGAUACACAGGGGAGGUGAGCCAGGAGGAGCCUAAAGCACACAAAUAGAACACCUUCAAAUGAAGCUCUUUUCCUUUUUUUACUCUUCUUCACAACUUCACUCCCCUCAGCCGUACAAAUAGCCAUGUAAAAAAGCCAGAUUGUCAUAUAGAUUAAAGUAGUAAAUCGUUAUGAAAUAUCACAUGAGGUAACGUGAUUUAACUUUUGCUGCAGGACCUGAGCAAAUGGAAGAGCCGGCGCAGGAGUGUCAACUCUGAUAUCGUGAAGAAGAAGGAGGAGAGGGAGAAGUUUGAGCAGUCCACCGGCAGCAACAGCAACAGAAGGUCCAAGACCUUCAAGGAGAUGCAAGAGGAGAGGUAAGAGAAAACACAGCUGGUCAGAAUUUUUUCUUGCUCUUUGUGGUGUUUGUUUUUGUUUAAUGAUCCUGAAACACAGACUGAAAAUCAUUCCUUUGUUAUGCCUCUUAAACCCUCGGAGGGGGAUCAGUUCCUAAGGUAAAAAAAAAGAGUCAAGUGUAUUUGCUGCAGAGUUAUUUGUGAGUGAGGACUUGAGUCAGUGUGAAAGUGUAAUCUAAUCGUGCCUUACAACCUGCAUCCUUUUUUUUUUUUUGCCCUACCUCUCCCCACCCCUCUCUUUUCAACCUGCUCUCCUUUCUGUGAUCACUCCCUGUCCUGUCACUUAUCCCUUUCAUCUCUCUAAAUUGUCCUCUUUUCAAUGUUUGUCUUUAAUUUUCCCGUCACUGUCCACUUUUACUUCUCUAUCCCGCCUCUUUUCUCCUCUCCUGUCCGAUCCGCAGAGAAAAUAAAGGAAACAGCGUUGGCAGCCGUCUCAGAUCUCUCUCUUACCUGGACGACGAGGACGUGUUUGAGAAACCUGUCACAUCCCCUCGUACUCGAACCCUUCCCGCCCGGAGCUACACUAUUGACACUCCUUUAUAUUCUUCAGAGCCUUCUCUAAAAGAGGAAGAGCCCCCUGCUGCCUUCCCAGCUAUAGGCAGGGCUGAUUCACCCCCGACCUCACGGGCAAUUGACAUUGUGGACAGUCCUGCAGGCAGCGACUCCACCACUACAACCAUCUACAGUACUUCGGUAUCCAGCAUCACUCCCAGCGCUGUGCACCGCUCCCCCUCUCCAGCAGCUGCACCUCCACGGAAGAGCGCGGUCACAGAGUUUACCAGCACAGUCAAAACAGAGGACACCACAACUGUUCUACCCUCGUCUCGCUCCACGCCAAAGGUGCCAGAGCCAAGGCGCCCAUUGUUGGUCCCACAAACCGCAGUGGAGGCUCCUUCCUCUGGUUCUCUGUACAAACGACAACCACAGAUCAGCUCAAUGGAACCCAAGCCUCCCGGGGCGUCUCGAGUUUCCGCCUCCCUCCCCAGGAGCUACCAGAGAUCGGAUAGCGCACGUAUAACCUCAGUUGUCACACCGAGGCCCUUUGGGACCCAGUCGUCCCGCAUCACCUCGCUUCCCCGCGCACACACAGUGAGUACAGCAUAUUUUUUAAGGCUAAUUACAAACUAGCAGAGCAGGAAAGGGGCGUGAAAAUGUAAAUGUAGAGGACAGGAGGAGGCUGUUUGUUUGAUAAUUAAAAAAAAAUCUUUAGUUUGUUAUUCAGGUACAGUUUCUGUUUUUGGUGCAUCAGUUAUUCCUCAAGAGUCCGAUCUGAUUACUGUAUAAAUAAAUAAUGCAUGGGGUUAGUGUUUUUACAAUGCCAAAACAACAGGCAGAGCUGCCUUUCAGCCUCACAUUCAUUACUGAUACAGUACACAGAGUGCCAGUCAUCAAAAGUUUGUGAACUCUUCAACCAGCCAUGAGCUGAUUUCCCUCUAUUUUAAGGUUCUUGAUUGAUACAAAUCAUUUGUUUUUAUAUUGAAAUCUCCGCAUGAUUUAAAUUCAGUAACAUUUUCCCAUGCCCUUCACUCAAAUUCUGCACACCUUCACUUUUUACUUUCAUCUUCUUCAGAUGGAUGAACCCCAAAAGCGUGUUAAUGGGGACGUCGAUGUUUCCAAAAAGUCAUCAGUACCAAGCCGCUAUCACCAAUUCAUGACCUCUGAGGACGAGAAUCAGUCCCAGUCCAGCUCGGCCCACAGCAGUGAAGACGAAGAGGAGGAGGAAGAGGAAAUGAAGUCAGCACCCAAGAGCAUCACCUCUAUUCAGAGUGUCUCACCUGACCCUCCUCGGGUCAAAAGUGUCUCACCUGUCGCUCCUCCGGUCAGAAGUGUUUCACCUGUCGCUCCUCCAUUCAAGAGUGAGGCUCCUGUCAGUCCUGCUGCAGCCAAAGAAUCCAGUCAGGUACUCGAGUUCGCCUUUGUUGACAAAACAGAUCAGCUUGAACACUGAAGCAAUUCAAAAAUGAUUCAUAGUUUGGCAUGAAUGUUGUCUGAAUCAGUUGAAUUGAAAACUGCAACAAGUUGGCAUAUUGUGAGCUGUUACAAAGGAUUAAUCCAAGACUUUUCUGAAACAUCACACAUUUCUGCAACUAAAGUUUGCAAGUGGCCCGCUCUCAUUGUUCCCCUCGCACUUGUCCUGUUGUGUUGUUUCCAGGAGAACUACUGUGAGAUGCGGAUUAGCCUGAACCAGAAGCCAAACAGCAGCAGAGACUUUGGCUUCCAGACAGCCUGGGACUCCACAGGAGCGCGCGUCACGUCCGUUCAGCCAGGUAACAAGAAAAACCUUCAAACAAAAAGGGAUUUGAAUUGUUUGGGUAGAGCUUUUACUCACUCUCCAGAACAAUCUUUGCUGGUCACUUUGAGCUGAAACAUCCCCCAACUGUUCAACCCAGUGGAAAAAAAGAUCAGUCAGGCUUUGGUUGUAUCUCCCUUUCUGUGAAGGUGACUGAUUUAAUUCAUAGGAAAUAUCAGAGGCAGCGCUCAGGCUGUGAUAUAUUUUCAGCCGGGCUCUGCUGGUGAGUCGUCAGCAGCUUUUGGGUCCAUUGCAGUGGCAGUGCCAGACCUAUGUAGGGCAGCAUCUAUCUGGGUCACAUCUUCUGGGUCUGAGCCUCUCUUUCUGCUCAGGUUUUCCCACCUUCACUGUGACUCAUAUAAACUCCAUAAACACCUCUCACUCCAAUAUAUUAACUCUAGAUUUGUCACGCCACUUUUGAGCUAAAGGGGACUUUGCCAAGAUUGUGUUUGCUCUAAUCAUCCUACAUAUCAUAUUUUUGAGGUCCACACUGUUUUGUCGUUUUUUUAUCUCUAAGAACAAACAUGAAUCUUCACUCCAGUUUACGUCUUACAUCCAGUGCCAAAAAAAUUGUUGAGGCUACAUUUCUGUUCAUGUGAUAUUAUGGUGAUAUAGAGUUUAUGCAUGCAUUUUCAUCUUUGCUCUAAUUUGCUCCUCUUCACUGGACCCUGAGUUCUGACAGACCUGGAGUAAACUGCCCUUUAACCAUCAAAAAGAGACACAUUCAUAUUUACAAGUAUUAGAAAGGAUGUGGUUGCAGAGGUGUGCAUAUUUUUUUCUUAUCCCUAGAUGUGUAACCGAACAGAUGUUUUAGAUCAGAUCUGCAGAUUUUCAACUGCAGAUCUUCGGCAACAUUUGGAGUAAUAAUACCAAUCAAGAACAUAGAUAAUAAACAUGAGACAAAACAAAAAAAGCAAAGAGUAUUAAAUUUCAUAUUUUUCAUGUUUCAUCCUGAGAGUGACUUCAUGUUGUUUUGAGAUGUGUAUUUAUGUUUGCUCGCCGUUAUUAGGUACGUUCCUGCUGUCUCAGGCCUAGAGCUUUCUCAAACAAAUGUCCAUCCUGGUUAAAUCAGCUGAAUCCACCUGUUUUUUACAAGAAAAUUAACUCUUGUUGUGAUGACUAAUCUGUCCGCACAUCAGAACUGUUUACAUUCUGCGCUGCCAAUGAUGCAUCCUUUUGUCUCCUACAGGCAGCUCUGCUGAGAUGUGCCAGCUCCAGGUGGGAGACGAGAUCCUGACCGUGAAUCAACACCAGGUGGCAGACAUGAGCUACAGAAACUGGAUGUCCUGCAUGGAGGAGGCUCUGCAGGAGGGCAGUCUGGUCAUGGAUAUACGCCGUCAUGGCAAGAACAGUGAGUCAUCUCAAGGAUGUGUGUCUACAUGUAUGUGUCGGUGUGUGUGCGUGCGUGUGUUUGCAUGGGUGUGGAAAAUUGAAUUGAACCACUUUAAGGGUUGCAUUCCUGGACUGACAGCGCUGCUUACGCUGCCUGCGUCGCUAAACAGUUUUGACACUUUAAAUUGGUCCGUAAACUGUUGUGAAAUCAUCCAUGAAUGAUCCCAUGACAGCUGAGAAAGGACCUGAAGCUUUUUUUCUCUCAUCUUACAAGAGGAGACUGUAUUUUGUUGACCUGAGUGGGUUUUCAUUUCUCCUUUUUUCUUUUGUACAUACUUUGAUUUUGUUUUUUCAUUUCUUUUUUGUUUCUGCUGUGUUUUUCUUCAUUUACCCGCCUUUGCUGUCUGGUCAGCAUUUCUCUCUGGUGUUUUCCUUGUGGAGAACUAACCCAGCUCAGGUCCCUGGCCUUGUGAGUGUGCUGUUUUUACAGUGAUAGUAUAACAGGCUUAUUUAUUCCAACCACGUCGGUGUCACCUUACCUCCCCAAAAACAAUAAACCAGCCAGAGUAGCUCACUCAAACUAACACACGAUACUUUUUGAAGUAGCGUAGUGAAGCCCUGUGUGUUGGUGAGCCUGUUAGAAACACUGUGUGGGUUUUAUGAAAGCUUUAAUAGGCUGCAUGGCUGGGGAAGGUGUUUCUCUGUCACCCCCUGCUGCUCUCUAUAACAACACCAUAACAGCUACCUUGUCCCUGCUUCAUAGUGGUCUUUAGGUAAAAGGAAAACACUCAUGUGAAAAGCUGAGUUUCAUCAAAGACUGUAUAUAAGAAGUGGACAAAGCUACCGGCAUUGGAAAGUGGAUUCUCACACCUGCAUCCUGUUUGAUGGCCUGCUAGAAAAUCACAAAAAUAAAUCCAGAUGAUAGAUUAUAAAAAUAUGAAUGUUUUUCUACUGACUUCACCUAUUCGUGCACAACUCUUGCCCUUAUUACAAUAAAAACUUGAAUAAAAAGUAUUCAUUUUUCAGGAACAGAUUUUGCAAACAGACAGAAAGUUGACCCUGCUUUUAAUUUGAUUUAUGUCUUACAUUAAAAGUUUUUAUCUAUUUUUUUCUGAGUUGUUGUUCUCCAUGCUUGUUUACAAUUCUCCUCUAUACAGGAUGAUGUUUACAAUGAAAUUGUCACUCACAUAGGGUAGGUCUGCCUCGAUUAAAAAGUUGUUCCCUCUUCAACAAUCUGAUCUUCAAAUAUGACCACAAAAACAAGAUGCUUGAACUCGGCCAAACUUGACUCUUCAAAUCAGGCGUUUACUGACCUGUGGGUGAAGUCUUUGUCAGGAUGACCUCUUCCUCCUUUUUUGGCCCCUAUUUGAGAAGACAGGACAGUGGGUAGAGCAGAAAAAGAAAAAGUUGAACCCAGGCCACCUGCAUUUGUGGGGUUCAAAUUGACUACUAGGCCAGCAGCACUCCACUUCUUAAUACAGUCUUAGACAAACACAACAAAUACUAGUACACAUACAUUCACAGAAGAAAAUGUUGUUCAGAGUGCCUACAUCUAUUCUUUACCAUUGCAUUGACUGCGCGCAGACUGGGACAGAGAUCAGCCUUCCCUGCCAUUUAAAAGCCAUAAGACCAUCAAUCUGACCAGUUCGGAUCAUCCAAUACUUCUAGGUUCCCCUGACACAAACAUUGUCAACCCCAGCCUGGAUUUCACCUCUCGCAUUUCCCCGGAAAAGCUGUCAUCCAAAGAGACCCCCGUCCACUCGGUCAUCGUAAGUAACCCCGAAUAGCUCAGACCUGAUGAAGUUUUUUAAUCCUGUAUUGUUUCUUCUCGCUAAUGAGCCUAAACCCUGCUGUGUGUCCCCGCAGGAUGUGGCUUCAAACGGAGUUAAUGGAGGUUUUCGCGAGGCAUCGGUGACCAUGAGGAACAAAGGUAAAGAGCAGAGCACACAGCCAGAAAGGUUAUGAAAUUGAUCCCUGUGACUAUUUCUGCACCGAAUACAAAACUGCGCAGCCAGUGGGGAACUUGUUGUGGGCUUAGCAGUGGGAAGAAAUCUGUGCAGACACUGGAUUGUUGUGGGUAAUGUUAAAGCAUUUUAUCCAAAAAACAAAACUUCUCCACAGAAAUAAGACAAAAACCGACUAGUUGUGUUUAUUCUACUGUUUGUGUCUACUAGUGUGUUCCUUUAUUACAGUGAGAUGUGGUUUAAUAAUCAUAUGAUAUUUGCUUUUCAAGCCUACCUACAGAAGAAAGACGAAAAAGUUCAAUAUUAAAUCUUAAGGAGUAUUUACUGUUUAGUGAUUCGUGUAUUAAUGAGAGUGGUUUGUAUCCUGGUGAAACUUGUUUUAUCCUCCUGUACUGUGCCUCAUUCUUUCCUGUUUUCUAUCCCUCAUGUAGAGUCAGAACCCAUAUCUUUGAAAAACUUAAAACGGAGGUCAGAGUUUUUUGAACAAGGUAAAAAAAUAAAAUAAAACAGAAUGACUCUUAGAAAUUAGUUGACCUCUGUGUAAUCUGGUGGCUGGGUCUUCUGUGCUUUCUGUCCCACUGAACUCCUCAGAUUCUUAAAGGGAGUUUUGCAUGUUUCUGAUCUGUCAAAGCGCUCAUGUCCAGUUGAUAAGUCAGUCAUAAUCGAUCGAUCCUGAGCUGUUAGAGCUGUGAUUCUGUCAUGGCUCUGUUCUGAGGGGCUGUUCUGUCUUCUGCUGUCUGAUGCUGGAGCUUAACUCUUAUGCUAUGCUCCUCCCUCCCUCCUUCCCUCCUUCAGGUGGUUCAGGGUCCAGUGUCAGUGCGCUGGUCUACCUCUGUGGUAAACAGGGUUGAUGUGCAGUGACCUCCUCACCUUUGCUUGGUACAGACCGGGGAUGCUGACAUGCUUUCCAUACCAAGAAAAUGUGAUGUUUUGAAACAAAUCAAAAAAUUGAUUAAUGUUAUAGUUGAAAAUUCGAAACAUGUUCAUUUGGCUGUGAAAAAAAAGAGACAAAAAUAUAUAGAAAAAAAAAAUCAAUAGAAAGAAUCGAGAGUCUGGAGAGCAUAUCAAAAUGUUGCCGGUGUACCAACCACAAACCACAAACCUGUGAAUCAUGUGGUGUUUGUGGUGUUCCUGAAUGGUGUGCAGGUUUAACUCAAGGUUACCCUUUUGACUUUGCUGUGCAUGAAGUCAAAAGCGCUCGUGUUGCUCUCUUGACGUGCAUGUAUUGAAGCGUGUGUGAACCUUUCAGAUUGGCUGCAUCGCAUUUGUGUGCAUCCCCCUGCAUGCUGCUGCUGAAAUGUGUGUUUUUCUUACCGUUGGUUUGAGCUUCUUGUCUCACAAUCAGUUUAUUGAUUUUUUUUUUUUCCAUUCAGAACUCUCAGACUGGCAUCCAAAGUAAAUGUCAGACAGUGGGUGCAUCUUGAAUUGAAAGAAUCGAUAUGUCCUAGUGGGUGAAAUUUGACCUUUACUUUAGACUUGUCUAAAACAUUAAUUACUGUUGAGCCAGUUACACUGAGAGAUGGUACGUGACUUUAAAAAGAAUGAAGAUAACUUUAAUAAGCCUGUCAACUUAACAUGGUUGACUUCUGUUCUGUUACACUGCUUAUCCCUGUGUUGACUAAUGACUGUCUGUUUUGAAGGUGGAUCAGAGGCUGUGAUGCCUGAUGUGAGUAGUACUGUUUCAGUUUUUUUUUAUGUAGCUUGAGUUUGUUUCUACGGAAACCACAGUUACUAUAAAGAUCAGACCUUUGAUAAACAAUCUCAGAUACGACCAUAGACUGUAUAUGAAAUGGACAGUGUCUGCCUUCUCGCUGGGUGAAGCCACUCCGAGAACAGCACCCUCUUGUGACGGGCUGCAGUAUAGGUUAUCAAUCCCGCCUCCGCCAGCAAAGCUUAUGUAGCUGUGGACAAAAUUUAUAAAUUUAUUACACAGAAAAUCAAAUUUUCUCCCCCCUGCUUGUGAUGUUGACAUGUAGUUACUGUAAGACUGGUUUGUUCUCAAGUCCUCUUUUUUCUGUACGGCUCCCUUUUUGAAAGUUAUCAGGGGGUUCAAGUUUUCUAUAAUUGACACUUGAUACAGCCUAUGGUACUUGAUCGCUCUCCUGGGGGAUAUGCUGUUUGAGCCGAGGGUCAUCACAGCAACUCUUGGCGACUCUCCCACUGAAAGUAUACAAUGCGUCUACGCAAUGUUGGUUUCAGGUAGUGGACAAAAAACGCAGAAAUACCAAGAGCUUUUCGGCUUCAAAUCCGUAUACUGGCAGAAGGCAGAACCAAGUUAUCCAUAGUAUAUACAGUCUAUGAUGAUUACAACCAAACUUCAAAUGCAGGUCCAUUCUGCCCUCUAAGACCUUUGUGGUUUCCUCAUUACUCCACAAUAAUGACUGCAGGGAGUCAAAUGUUUGUGUGUUUAGAAAAUAAAAGCAUCCAAGGGUCAAAGGAUCAUUUGUGGUCUGUUUUGCACAAAUUAUUGAGCACUCUGAGAUUUAAAAAGAUAUCCCAGACUCUCCAGAAAAAAAUAGACAAGCUGUUUGCAGGGUUUUAUCUGUCAGCUUGUGCAUUCACACCACACACCCUUAUGUGUCCUUCUGUAGAUUCCUGUUCCUGCCAUCACUCCAUCAUCCAGAUGGUCUUGGGACCCAGAAGAAGAGCGCAGAAGACAGGAGAAAUGGCAGAAGGAGCAGGAGCGCCUCCUACAGGUAUACACAGGCAUGCUUUGAACAGUUAAUGAGAUUGUCUUAAUGAAAAUUGAUCGAGGCAAAGAAAAUUGUUUCAGCAAUCGAUUCUUCGUCAUAAUUGUUACAAAUUAGUGGCAGGUGAGAGGUCUGGUUUAGAGGCGCUGUAAACGGUGCUCCUUGAUAUAGAAGAGAGAAUGAAGUACACAGCAGCGUGUACAAAACACACAUCAUAAAAAAAAUGGAAAAAAGUCUCAGAAAAAAAAGAUUUAUUGUGGGCUGUUAUAUUAGAGUGCUUCAGUUUUAAUUUGGUGUACCCAGUGAACUUGAAAAGCAAGUGUUAAAUCCAAUUAUAACACCAAAAACACUAAAAACACAACUGUCACAAUCUAUUUGAUCAGAAAUACCAAUUUGGAAAUCUGUUGCAUGCUCUGUCUGACAGCGAGACGAGCCGCUGAGAGCUCGAAAUGAAAGGUUAGGGACUCCUCACAGUCAGACUCCCUCUAGGCUCCAAACAGAAACCUUAACAGAGCGCUCAGGCAGCCGAGAGUAAAGCAUCUGUCGAGAAUCCAACUAAGAUGUGGUCGAUUCCUGUCAAAACUGUUUUCUGAGGGUCUAUUUCUGGAUGGAGAUCAAAGGUGUCCAAGUAAAGUGCUGAUAGAGACGGGCAAGGCUCGUUACUCCUCCAGUGUUUCUCCCUGUUGAAUACGCGGCCUGAUUUUAUGAUGUGCUGCAGAGACUUCCAGCCCAGGGCGAGCUUCUCUUGGUUUAUCAGCUUUCACCGUGGUUAGAUAACAUGUAGCUUUGAAAAACCUGAAAUAAUACAGCUGUGGUGUCUGUUUAGUUUCUACUCUGCUUGUUUGUACAUCAUGGAUGAAAGAGUGGGGAGGAAUUUUGUACAUAAAUAACAUAGGUAGAAUGACCUUUGACUCCUCCCCCUGCGUCUCUCAAGCAGGACUUUUUAGUUUCCCCAAUUUUUUGCACAGUUUGGUAGCAAAAAUUAUCCUGUUCAAAGAUUUUAAGCUUUAUUUUUCAAAAUUUCUUUUUGAACGUGAAUCUUCACUCUGCAUUUUUAGCAAAGUAUGAUCACCCAACGCACCCUCUUCAAAGACAUGAGCUCUUUUCAGUCUUCAUGUGUGUGACUGUGCACGUAUCUCAUCACCUGGGGUAACCUUUGCCUUCCUCCCUGCUUCUAUUUUUACAGGAGAAAUAUAAACGCGACCAGGAGAAACUGCAGGAGGAGUGGGAAAGAGCCCAGGAGGAGAUUUCAAAGAGCAGAGGACAGCUCCAGGUAAUAAAAGCAGAUAGUAGCUGCAGAGAUUACUGCCUAAUGUCUGGGGCAGUAUGAGAGUUCUCACAGGCAGUGAUAAGUUCAGGCUCGAGGCAAUAAAUGGUCUAAAAUUCACUCAUGAUUGCUGUAAUCACAGCAUGCAGGAAAGUGUUGGUAUUUCUGGCCUUGAAAGGCAUUUUUUGGCUCAAGAGGUAGUGAAAGAGAGAACAAAGCAAUAGUUGUCAUGUGGCUAUCCUCACAGACAGUUUUGUGGUUUUGCAAUAAAAAAAAAACUUCUGUAAUCUCAGGGAAUGUCAGAAGUUGCUCCAUGUUUGUUGCACUUCCUCCUGUAGAUGAAAAAAGGUCAGACUGCUGUCAUGUGUCCAUGUGUCCAACUCUUCCUCUUUUUCUGGCCUUUCUUUCCCUCAGCAGCCGGAGGUGAACAGCCGCAGCCUCAGCCCACACCCUCCAGCCAGCCAUGCGAUCUCUCCUCCGUGGGAAGAGGAAGAGAGAAAGAGGAAGGAGGAACAGGAGCGCCAGAGGCAGGCAGAGGAGAGGAGGAAGAGGGAAGAGGAGGAGCUGGAGCUACAGCGCCUGCAGGAAGAGAGGAUGAGGAGAGAGAGAGAGGCAGAGGAGGAGAGGAAGAGGAGAGAGGAGGAGCUGAGAGAGCAGAGGAGAAGAGAGGAGGAGAGGGAGGAGGAGCGGAGGCGGCAGGAAGCUUUGGAACAGCAGCGCAGAGAGAGGGAGAGGGAGAGAGAGAGGGCCUUAGAGCUGCAGCAGCAGCAGCAGCAGCAGCAAUGGUCAGUGGAAAUGCUGCUCCUACUCUCACCUCACUUCACCCACAUGACUCUUCAUCCGUCUUUCAUGAUGAAAAUAACACAUUCAAGUUUCACUUAGAACCUGCUUUACUGUGUGCGCAUGAACAUAAGUGCAGCUAACAUCUUUAUGUGCUUUUUGUCUUAACCCUCGUCCCAUUUCUCUCUAACCAUCUUCACUGAAGGGCUGCUGGCUCCCAUGACUUUGUCCGUCCUGCACUGUCCUUUGCAGACAGGUCAGUACAGGAGGUCAGACUGCCUCGAAACUCACACUUGAGUUAUAAUGCUUCUCCUCCCCUCUGCAGAGAACUAAUAUAAAUGCAGUUUUUGCACUUAUCCAACCUCUUCUGACUUCACAUGUUUAAACCCAACAUAUAUCCAAUUUUUGCCGUACUGUGAUUAGUCACAGGAUUUUUUUUUUCAACGUCCUCUGCUUCGGCACUAACAAGCACUGCACUACAUUAAUAAACAAUACAUGGUUUAUAUCAUAUUAUAGUGCAAUUUUUGCUAAUUUAAGGGCAAAUGCACCAAGGGAGUUUCAUUUGAAGAAACCAGCUUGAAUUUCAGAAAUACGUGGUGAAAAUCCAUCGUAUGCUCACUCACAAAAGUUUAGUGAAAAAAAUGCAAAAAAUGGCACAAUUGCACUAACAGCUGAAAACAAAUUGUAUAAACAAGGCUCAGCCAAACAAAGAAAAACUUCGAGGAAAGAGGUUGAACAAAUAAAUAAUGCAGAUCUCAUCAUCCCAAGCUGAAGUGCUAAAUUUAUGACCUGCUUCUCCAAAACAAAUUCUUUAUGGUAUUUUCUUAUACUAGUUUCUUAAUUGCUCAUAAGCCUUUGUUUUUGGUCAUAUGUUGUGUUCAAACUGUAAUGCAGUUGGCUCUUUGAUAAUGUCAGAUGCCUGUAUGCUUUAAUGCUCUACUGCCCAGAUGUAAACAAGCACAGAUGAUAGAUGGCAUCUUGGAGUGGAGCGCAGUUUUGUAGUAUUUCGAUUUAAAAGUUUAGAUAAAUUUGUUUCUGGUCAAACUAACAAAGAACCACAAGACUGGAGUAAUGUGUAGCGAGCAAAAGUGGACGUUAACUUACAAGGAUGACUGAAGGCUGGUGGCCUUUGCACUGCUUAUGUUGUCCACACCCAAGAUUUGACUCUGUGAUCCAACUUUUAGCUUUGUGCUUAAAUUUGACUGUUUUCCAACCAUUUGACCUGUGUGUUGGUCAGACUUUCAACUUGCAUUCAAACAAUUAGAAAAUGAAUCUCUUCAGAGCAUCAGAAGUUGUAGUUCUUGAAAUUUGAAGCAGAAGUCUGAUUAAAUUAGUUUUUACUGAAUGCUCAUUGUAAACCAAAACAAAACUUUAUCUACUUCCAGCUUUGUUCUCAUAAUAUAACCUUACUUUGACUUUAUUCUUGUUCUAAUGUGAUUUUACUACAACUCUAUUUUGAGAAGGAAAUGACUGAAACAGACUUUGUCUAAAUCUAAUAUAAUUAUCCACCAUCUUUGAUUUCAUUGUUCAAUUCUUUGUGCCAGGAGAUAUCUAGACAGCACUUUUUUAAAAAUUAAAAACGUCCAAUAAAAGUGACUUCCAAAUAUGAAACCUGCCAAAUACAAACACCAUGUUAUAACAGACCAGGGCCCACGUACUGUACCUGUGCCUCCAGCGUUACACUCAUUUGUCUUCAUGUUUGUCUUUGACGCAGUGUUGUUGUUUUUUUUUUCAACACAUUUCCGAGCACAAACCAAAACUGGCACAUCUGAAGUGUACAGCUGAUGUGUCCAACUAUCCACUGCAUUGUUUCCUGCUGGUUCCAUUUGGACCAAAUCAUUCAAACAUUAUGUCUGUAUAUUAAAAGUGGAAGUCCUGCAGCUAGUGAGAUUGGCCUCCAGCAGAGACGCGAAUUACGAUGUGAUUUUUCUACAAUCAGCCGAGCAGUUUUGCACACCGUUUGAUGGUGAUAACAGAUAAUAAAAAAAGCUGCACUCUGCAGCCAUUAAAGGGCCACUUUAGCAUGAUUACUUUAAUUAUUCAGGGUUAUUUUGACAAGAAUUUGUUAUGUUUUGCAGGGCAAAAUCAAAAUCGUCUUCCCAGCUUGAUGAGGAGGAGAGACUCCAGAGAAGAGGUCAGAUUUCUUAUUUUAUCUUUGUAUUUCUCAUAAACUUUACCUCAAAGAAACAGGUGAUGGAUUGGAAGACUGCCUGGAAAUAUAAAAGCAACACAAAUCCAGAUUUUAUAAUAUUGGUGUGUGUUUCAUAACUGACUUCACGUUGGAUCAUUGCUGCACACAUGUGGGCUGUGCUCUGCUGUAGGUGUUCAUGCGCCACUGGGGGGCAUGGCUCAACGGCUGCUGGAGGAGCAGUUCAGGAGCUUGCAGGACGUACAGGCCCAGAUUGAUCAGGCUACUUCAGAGCUGGAACUGGAGAGGAGAUACAUCCUCAAUGCCAUGAGAUACAGAGAGCCUGAGAGAGGUUGGCGCGGCCCCUGAAAUCUAAAAUCUCCGCCUCUCAGUUCAAUCUGAAACCAAAUCGAUCCCCUUUUGGUAGAUUUACAGACGAAUAAUUGAUCGGCAAAUCAAUCAGUCAGCCAACAAGAAAAUGAGAAUCAGAAAAAAAUGAUGAAUUCAUUGAUUACAGAGCAAAUUUAAACAGGUUGAUACAGUUUUCUCUUGUGAUUAUAUCCUACCAUGAAUUAUGAUGAAAUGCAACUGAAACAAAUAUAUCACAAAUUCAUUUUCUCUACUCAACAUUAUCUUUUUGAAAGCUUUAAUUUUAUUUGCUGUCUUGUGGACCCGAAAACAGCAAAUAAAACAAAAAUUCCAAUAAAAAUCAUGUUUAUACAUUUCUCAACAUCCACAAUAUCCACAUUUUUGUCCAAUUUUUUAGACUCUCUGCCAGAGGAGAUCUACCUCUGACUUGACAGAGACAUCCCGUCAUUUCAGCUAUCAUAAUGUCUUUUAUCUGUCCUCCCUGGGUGCAGUGACAGGAAGUGGAGCACUAGACAGGAAGGGUCAGCAGCCCUCAUCGCAGGCUGAGGCAGAGCGGCAGCAGAUCCUGAACGAGAUGAAGAAGAAGACUCCACUGCUGACUGACGGCAGCUGGAUUCGCCAGCGUGCCUCUGAGCCCCCUGCCAAUAGAGACCCCGAUAUGCCGCCUAUGCGCAGGUAGAGUAAAACAUUCUGUUGUGUGAUGGUGGUGGUUGGAUUUUUACACCCACUAAUCUUCGCUAAAUUGAAAACAUUUAGACGUCUGGCUACCUCUCUGAUUCUGCCUUGGUGGAUUUGUUCAAAGUUUUACUAAAAUUUGAACAAUAAUAAAAAAAACCCUCAGAGUUAAGUGGUAGCCAGACAGCCUCUACUAACGGGCUAACGUGGGUGUGGCGUGGGUUGGCUUUGCAGGGGCGAGUCGCUUGACAACUUGGACUCCUCCUAUAACUCCUGGCGAUCAUCGUGGACUCCAAGAAGCAGCUCAUCCAUCCCAAACUACACCCGCCCCAACUCCGCCCUCUCUGGAAGCACUAACUUUAAUCAGGGCUGGUCAGGGGCCCAGAGGCCCCUCUCCUCCACUUUGCCCUCCUCCUACUCCAUGGGCUCACUGCGAGGUGGGGCAGGAACCCCCUCAGCCCCUUGGUCCCGACAGUCCAACUCCCCCUAUCUAUCCUCUCCAUCACCCACCACUUCUCCAGAGCCCACAUCCGAGGGUGGCGCCCUUCAGCAGAAGAGCAGGUAAUGUCAACACUGCUGCUUUGCCUAAUCCCCCCUAACCAGCUGCCUCUAACCUCUCCAUGGUAUACUGGGUUUCAUAGUCGUGUUUAAGGUGGGGUUAAAACCAUAGUUUUGGAUGGGGACUGGUGGUAGAUUAAGAUUAAGUUAUAGUCCUCUGUUAAACGUACUGUCCUUUCCUGAUGAAUAUGGCAUUAUUUUCACAUCUGUUCAUCCUUUAUUCACACUCAGCAGGUACCUGUUAAUGUAAACAGUAUUAUUCAACCAUUUCUACUCAUAUUUUCUCUGUUUAUUUUCACAUAUAGUAAAGUAUUGUUGAGUCUGUUUGUGUGUCGGGAGGCUUGACUGUAUUUAAAGAUUUGUUCAAGUUUUUUCAACCAAAUUUUUCUUGGUGUGAAGGUCGGUGGUAGGCUGGAAGGCAGGAGAUAUGAACUGUGAUCCCAGUUUAUGAUCAACUUACAAUAAAUAGACAAGAUGGGGGGAAAGCAAUCAAAUCAUAGAGAAGUACAAUCUCAAAUAAAUGAAAUUAAAAUGAUAAAUCAAAAGAUGAUCAUAAUGCUUUAUAGCAAUAAUCAUAAAACAUUGUAAAGCAUUUUAUCAUGACUUACAAGGUCAGGUAUUAUAAUGUGUUAUAAUUCUUAACAACAGUUGCAUUGCAUUAUCUAUGUGGGCAUUGUCAGUGAGAUGUUAACAGUUAUAACACAUGAUAUCUGUAAGUCAUGAUAAAAUGUUUUAUAAUGUGUUAUGAUUAUUGCUACAUAACAUUAUGAUAAUUUAUGAGUGUUUAUAACUCUAAUUAUACAGUGCUAUAAUGUAAUUAUAAGGCAUUAUAAAUAUACUUAUAAUGUGUUAUAGAGAUAGGCGUCAAGUAAAGUGCUACCGAAAUGGGACAUACAAGAAAUGAAGUUCAUAAAGGUGAAAGCAUGUAAAACAAGUCUGAGUUAUGAGAGUUUAAUAUGUAUAAUGCAGCAUUAUAUGACACUAUAAAGUAGGAUACAUUCAAAAUAGAAUAAAAAUUCAUAUUAUUAUUUCAGUAUCUAUUUAUCAUUAGUUAGUGCUUUCUCAUACUUUUCAAUUAAGGCUAGACAAACAGCUGAUACUGUCCAGGUGUUAAACCAUGUUGUAUACCUGUGGGAUAUUAGUUCUGUGUGUGUCUGUGUUUCUGCGUGUGUCUGUGUGUGUGUGUGUGCUUACACACAUGUCUCAUGCAUGUGUGCCUGACUCUAAAAUCACAGCUGUGCGUUCUGUAAUCCAGGUCAGUGAGUGGAAAGAAAAUCUGUACGUUCUGUGACACCCCGCUGGGAAAGGGAGCAGCCAUGAUCAUCGAGUCCCUCGGGCUCUGUUAUCAUUUGGGGUGUUUUAAGGUGAGAGCUGGGCUCCCGACAGGCCCUCCCCCCCAAGGAGCACUUCGUCAACACUCUGCAAGCGAUCCUUAAAAGCUAACCUGAUCACUUCCACCUUAUUUCUAUCUCUACUAACCUGGUCAAUCUGGAGGUCAUGAACGACCUGUUCAAAGAAGAUUUCCUGCACGUCAAACUUCUCAUCCUCUCACUUUGUUUCUCUCUAUGAACACAAGUCUGGUGGCUGAUCCUGGAGCUUUGGUUUUCACUGCACUUUCAGUCCAUGCAUCCUGCUAAUUUGUCUUUCUUUCUUCACUUCUCCCUUUCAGUUUUGUUCAAGGACUUUCUGUCUUUCCCCAGCCCUUUCGUCUUUGGACUUGGAUAUUCAAGUCGAGCCAUGUUUUUCUGAAACUCCUCUCUUUUCUCCUCAGUGCAUCGACUGUAAGUCAGAUCUCGGGGGAUCGGAGGCUGGGGCUGAAGUCAGAAUACGAAACAAACAGCUCUACUGUAACUCCUGCUACAUGCGAUUCAAAAGUGAGUGUGAAAUCAAUCCCAUCAAAGGGAUGAAGCGUCUGUUCCCCUUUUUCUUCAAGCGUAAUGUUUGUUUUCUUUCAGGUGGCCAGCCCACCGCCAUGUGAGAUGACCAUGCUGCAGCAGAUCGAUGAGGAAACUACUUGUGACAACAACCCAUGAACUUUAAAGCUGAACAUUGAAGCCAUUGUAAAACAGUUGGGACUCUUUGGUUUGGACCUACUUCCAUUUAAAAUUUGCAGAUGAGAAUUAUAUUUGUGCUUAUUCAGUGUGUGAUUGAGAGGGUGAGCUUGCAAAGACGUUAUUUACUUACCGUAUAUCAAAUUAAGUAUUACUGUUGUACAAAGUGUAAGCGUCCUGCAUGCACCAGAGAUUUAAUGUUUUAGCCACAAAAAUAGUAACACAUUAAAUUGUCUUCAGGAUUUCUGAGGCAGAUAUUAGCAUAUUGAGAGAGAGUUUUCUGGAGGGUCAUCUCUUCCUAUUCAUGAUUCUUUUUCGCUCCGUCUUGUGGAAUUUACACGUUUGUGCACCGAGGUCUUCUUAUCAUGGUCAUGUGCCUUUGUUGUUUGUAACAGGGAGAAGUUAUUGAGCUUAUUAGAGCUUUCUAAAUAUAUAUUUAAAACUGUCUGCUUGGAUAGCACUUGUCUUAAGGUUUCAGGAGAACUGUACACAUGAGCAGGUUUCUGAGUGAAGAAUAUAUCAUCCUGAAUGGCAUUGAACUUUAAACAUUUGUAAAUAAAACAACUAAACGCUCAACUCAGGUG
This is a messenger RNA of Xyrichtys novacula (pearly razorfish), 55834 nucleotides long. Lineage: Eukaryota; Metazoa; Chordata; Actinopteri; Labriformes; Labridae. The record is from the annotation of a GenBank genome assembly.